AUGCAGCGAGGCCUAUGGGCGUCCCUGCGUUCAUUUAGAGGUAUAAAGAGACAUGGUUUUACCCGUUUAAUUUCAAGCACGUUGGAUAACACAGGAACAGACUUAACCAAAUUCAAGAUGCACAAGGGAGGUAAGGAAGAGAAACUAUGAAAACUGAGAAAGAAAGAAAAACAACUCAUCCUUGGUAGGAAAUGAUUUCUAGUGCCUUGUUUAAGGGGUGUGUGAUGAGGAAAAGGUCCCACAUACGGCUAUCUGCAUAAAAAUUGAUCCAUGAAAAGUAGCUGAUUUUAAUUAAACUCACUUCCUGUAAGCACAUCAAUGCGUUGAGUCAAUUUUUGCCAGUGGUGGAUCUAGAGGAGGGACCCAGUCCCCCACCUAACUUUUGGGUUAAACUUAGGCCAACAAGGCCAAGAAAAAUUUUUUCAAGGCAAGCCGGGAGUGAAUUCACCCAGCCCUCCUACCCCCAGUUACUUACAGAUCUUACUCUUAGGGGUCCAUAUUCAUUUUUUCUCAGAGUCGUCAGCUGGGCAAGAAAGCCUGAUGGCAUACUUGCCUGGUUACAAGUAGGGUUGCCCAGACAAAAUUGCAGAAUUAUAAAAGAAUGGUGAAAAAAUUGUGUGCAACUUGAACAUUUCUCUUGCUAUACCAUUAUAUUUCUGUUAUUGUUAGUAAGAAAAGUUUUUAACUUAACUGUUACGUACAACCAGCUACAGGCCUAGGCUAACACAGUUUAUUAACAUUUUACAAGUAGUCAUGGUCAGUCAGUUUGCCAUGAAGGCAAGAGUGUGCGUUUACGUUUUCCCCCGUAUAAGACAGCCGCUCCUGCGUCACCUUUUUUUUCCAUUAAGGCAGUGAAUCUUCUUCUAAAAAUGUCCCAUCUUGAUAUGUAUAAGGCACUGGCUUCUGCUUCACCUUUUUUAACUGCCGAAGGUGACGAAACGCCUUCUAAAAAUGCCUCAUCUUGAUGAGUGCUCUGAGUGAGUGUUUUCUAUGAAUAGCCUCUGAACGCAGUACUUCACAAAAAACUGAGCCUACGAUUGAUCAUUUUGUGGAAAAUACUGCACCAUCAAAGGUGGCUCCCAAUUUUAUGAUUUCAUUGCAGAUAAAAGCGGGUUGUUAUUAUCCAUUAUUCUAAAAGUUUUAAGUGGAUGAGAAGUAAUCAGAACACAGGGAAAAUGUAUAAUUUAAACAUCUAAGAAUUUUUCCAGAGAUUUUGUGGUUAAGCAAAACCUCACUCGUCCGAAGUGUGACUUUUGAAGUUAUCUUAAUCGUCCGUAGGGAAUUGUAGUCGUCUGGUACGACUGGGCGACUGGGAAUAUGGAUCUUGUAACUCUGCCACUGUUUGGAUCAAAUCAAAAUUUAAGAUGUCGAAGUCUCCUAUUAAGUAAAUAUUAUUUUGUAUUUCAAGAAGAGUAUUCUUCGAUGGCAGAAGACAGAUAUUCAAGAAAAUCUUCUGCCCUGUUAAGUUGCCUUUGUACCAAUCUAGUUCAGGUCGUAAAUGCUUUUUGUUUCUCUUUAAUUAAUUAGAGGUUAAUAGUACCAAGAUAAUCACCUCGAUGCAAGCUAGCCAAUCAGAGUGUCUAUGAAAAACUAUCUGCUUGUGUGUUGUGUUCUAAUAAUAAUAUUUUAUAUUCCUCUAUACUAUGUGGCACUUAUUUGAGAUUAUUCUUAUUUAUAGAUAGUUAUUUUUAAGUGAAAUCAACAACUAGUCAGUCAACUUCAUUUUUAUAUUGUAAUGUUAACUUUUUAAAACAAUUAAUAAAUUUCUUUAAUAUCAUUAUAUGUAGGUAUUCGUAAUCAGUCUGAAUUUUCAAGAGGUGGAGGUAGGAGAGGUGGGCGAGGUCGCCAUCCUUCAGGGCUGUCAGGAAAACAGAUUGGCUUGUGGUAUGCUGCAAAAGGCAAGAGGAAUAGGAAAGACAGAGAACUGAAGCAGGUUUGACAGUAACCAGAACAAUUCUUGCAUUGUUGUCUUUGUCCUAUUUUUGAGCCAAGAAAGCCCUUUACACAGUUUGAUCUCAAGGCUUUUAUUUGUAGUUGGAAUUUCUGAUUUCUUAUCUCUUGAUUUUGUGUCUUCCUGGAAGGAAAUUAUGCGUUUAGUUUAAGGAAUAUUAUUUUUCUGAAGGUCAUUAAUAGGCCAACAUUUCUUCAACAAAUAAAGGCAGUCUUACUUUUUAAAAGGUACUCUUAAAGUUAAAGUGAAAAAUAAGUUCUAAUUAUUCUACAUUGAAACAAACAAAGAAACAAACAAACAAAAGAUGACUUGACUUGCCAAGCACAAGGAGCGAGUUGGCAGCCUACAUGCAGUUUAAUAUUGAGAAGGUUUCACUGUUGAAAGGACAUGUUUUGUUUCUUUCGUAUAAGUACCAAAAUACUUCAAUACCCACAUUGUUUCUCUUCCCAGGCUGGUAAAAUCCUGGUAUAAUUUGUUUGUAUGUUAGGAUGACUGAAAUGUUAAUAAGAUAUACUGGUCUGAGCAAAGUAAAAUGAAAAAAGGUUUUUGCCCUUCAUUGCACCUAACUCUUCAUAUUAUUUUAUUAUGUUUAUAUCUUUUUGUACAAUGGCGUUAUUUAGGUUAACUAACAGUAUGUAAGUAUAAAAUUUUAUUUUAUUAUUGUUGUACGUGUUAUUUGCAGCGGGCAUAUGUUACCAUGGAGAGCCAUCAUGAAGAGAAAAUAACUGAGCUCUUGGGUAAAAUAAGGGCAGAUGAAAGUAGUGAUUUAAAUGAUGGUGGAGCUGAGCCAGGGCCAUCAUUCCCUAGGGGACAGUCUGAUAUAUCGCUAAAAGGGUCAUAUCAAGGACCUGAGAUGUACACAAGUAACUAUGGUCGCACUGAUCCAGGACCAUCAAGCCAAACAGAUUGGUAUGACUCUGCUCAAGAAAGCUACCAAGGAAAUGAACUAAAUGUGGGCUAUGAUGGUUAGUAAGUUUAACUGUGGUUGUCUGUGGGUACGUUUUGCAGGAAAAUAAACACAAUGCACUCAUAAGCCAUUGUUACUUUGUAUAGGUUUGGGGUUUAAAAGUGGCAUUGCCCCCUCAACUUUAACCUGUAAUGUCCCCUCUUCAUUUGCUUUUCUUGUCUUUGUUUUUGUCUUUUGCUGGCCAUUUACUAAGCUUAAUGUUAGGGGGAAAGUUUUUUGCAAAACUUUUAGGAUCGUAGAAUUAGGUGGAACAAGUUUUUCAUUGGAAUUUUCAGGUCAAAUUUUCAUGCUUUUUUUGUGUUUGUUUUCCUCUUGUCUGUCUGACUGUAUCAUACUCAUUUGGGUUUGGUUUUGAUUUGAAAGAUCUCUUCUCCUUACUCAAGUCAGAUUGAAGUCAAAGGUGUCUUUUACCAUCAAAAAUGACGUCACAAGCAGUACAAGGGAUGUGGAUCUGCAUGGGUGGCUGCAGACAGUUCAAGGGUGAAUGAGGCCCUGCCAGGGGGGGCUCCCAUGUCGCUCGUCUGAAUUUUAAAACGUCUCGUGUUGGCGUUUAUUAAUGCUUCACGUCGCUGUCGGAAAUUGAACGAAAAUUCUUUGUCUUUGUCUGAAUUUUAGAAAGGGGGGAUAGCGAUGGGUUUUAAAGAAACCAUUACAGUUGAGCAAUUUCUCUGUUAACCUUUCGUGUAUAGAACACCUAUACAUCGCCAUUCACAAUUAAGGGUGUGUUCCUUUCGUUGAAUCCAGAAACGGAUCUGGAUCUUAAAACGGAUUUCACGUUCCUUUCGGCAAAUCCAAAUUCGGAUUUUUGAUCUGGUGAAUCCUUUUUGAAAAAGGAUUCACAUUGGAAUUGAAAUCCGAAGAAUCCGAAUCCAGAUUAACGGAUUAGUCAUCUACGCUGUUCCAUUCACAGUGGAUUCGAAAUUAGUAAGAUGAUCCAGCUGUACUUCCAGUUGAAGUAUUCCCGUAGAGUUUCCUAAUUGCUGCCAUUUGCCGUAAAACAUCUGAAAACAUAAAAGAAGAUUGUUCAUGGUGGUACAGUAAAAUGUCCAUGUGCUGACCAUUUGUCGCUAAAGAUUGCUUAAAAACACAAAUAAGUAAAAGGGACAAAUAACUGCUAUCUUUCUACAAACUCGCUCUUGGACGCGAUAGGCACUCGAUCGUGUUACAUAGAAAACCGAGCUACGAAACUAGAUCAAACUGAGCCGACAACCUUUAGAUAAUUUUCAACUUUAACACGCUACUUUCUUGAUCUGUUUAUGUUCCAUCGUCGUUAUUCGAACUGCCGACCACAAAAUUCUGCACGGUAUAAUCGCAUAAUUUGUCAAACAGUAGAAAACAUGUUAUUUCUUGAGAGGCUCAGGCUGUCAUGCAUAUUGCAUGCGUUUGCGAAAGGUUACCAAGGUCACAAAUCCAAUUUCGGAUUUCACGUUCCUUUCGACCGCGAAAUCCGGCAAAUCUCGGAUCAGAAAUCCGUUUUUGGAUUCGCUUAAAGGAACACUGUCAGCACACCCUAGGAGAUCCACGUUCAACAUUUUAAGACUAACUGACCUGAUAAAUCGUACGUGAAGGCCGGUUAACGGUGGUCUACGCUGUGCGGCGUUUAAGUUACCUGGUCCCUGGUCUCUCCACCGUUGUCAUCGUCCGACAGAGGUCGACAAGGAUAUGAGAAGUUCAGAAACAAGCAAAGUAUUCACCAUUUUCACAUAGACGAUAAUUCACCUUGUUUACCCCCCAAAACUUUGCAUAACCAUUGUUUUCGACGACUGUAAUACCCUGGAGAAUUUGGAAACAUUGGUUAUGCAAAAUUCUGAGGGGGAAAACAAGGUGCGUCAUAGCCUAUAUGAAAGUAGUGAUUACAAGAGAAGUAAAGCGAGCGUAAAUUAAGCUAUUUGACGGACAACUUAACCUAGUCCCAAGGUCUCCCAGGAGUUGUGCGGGGUUGCGUAAAUGAAGACUACGCGACGGGUCAACGCAACGCGCUCAGGAGGGUCUACUGAAACUCCCUGACGAGAGAAUUAGCCAAACCACCGUUCUUUGUCGCAUAUUCUCGGCUUUGCCGUCACUGUCGCAAUUUGGCAGCAGGAGGUUGUCGCUUGUCGCCAUUUCAUUUUAGGCUCUGUCGCUACUUUUUGGGUCAUGUCGCUUGUCGGAAUUUACCCUGGCAGGGCCUCGUGAAUCAGUUAAAGAAAAAUUAAAAGCUGCUGUUAAAGGCACUAGCCCAUGGUUAGAGCAAAUGCGUUACAUAACCCUUAAUGUUACAUGCAUAUGCUGGUUAUGGCAUUUAAACAUGUCUUGGGAUAUUAAUAUUGUUUUUCUGUAGUUGCAGGAUGUGCAACGAAUACUGUAGCAUUUGGAAAUCAGUUUACAGAUGAAGCAGAACAAGUGCAUUUCCAAUGUCCUGAUGAAAUGUUUCAAUCUAAUGAUGGCAGUUUUAAUCAGUCACAGACCAGCCAUGGAUUCUUGCAGCAAGAUCCUGCUUUGGAUCACUACUUGAAAGAUGACCAAGAAAGAAAACUUCUCUCAGGAACAACAAGAUACAAAGAUAUGCAGGUACUCAGAGAACGGUUGACUUUGAAUCGUAAUUUUGAGUUCUGGGUCAAUCAUGUUCAAUGUUAUAAAAUUGUUUUUUUAAGUUCUACCAUGAUUGUAUAGGAUUUCCCAACUUUAGAUUAGGUGGUAUGUGUACUGUAACAAAUAGUGUGUCCAUGAGCAAGAUAGCCAUAAGUACAAUGGUGACUGAAACAGUAAUUUUUUUACAAUUUACUGAUGAUAUUUUUAAUAAUAAAAAUUGUUGUUUCCCUCCAAUUGUUUUAUUAGGAAUUCCGUAAAAGACUGCCAGCUCAUGACAAGAAAGAGGUAUUGCAUAGAAUGAUAAAGGACAAAAUAAAUGUCAGGUUAAUAAGGAAAUAUAAUAAAUAUUGCUGAGCAAUAAUGAGAAGCUUGACAAUGCUUUUCACUCUUGUUGUGAUGAGAGGCUGAAUGAAAUAAAGAGCCAGAGGUCUAGUGAUGGUUUCAUUGGUGGCAUAUCACAGGACUUAAUCUGAGGUUCUAUUGUCUACUGUCUAUUAGCUUUUUUAUAUUAAUUUUUUUUGAAGCUUUUAGACACUUACAGACUAUGUAAAGGUGGAGAAUUCCAACAUUGCUUUACAUGUUUGCAUUUGAUUCAUAAUUUGUGUUCACUAACACUCCUGUUUCUUUGCACUUGAGUUACUUUCUUGGUUUCUUUAAUCGUAUAAUGUUUUUGGAAAAAAACUCAUGACCCAUUCCUUCAUUCUUGUGAUUGAUUGCAAAACUUGAAAAUGCAGAGACUUGGGUCAUGUUCUUUUGGGCACGAGCACAUUGUUUCCUCACCCAUUGUUAUUGACUGAAAACUGUCACUACAGUUACUGUAACAAAGCUGUCAAAUCUGAUCAAUUUUUACCAUCCCAGGGCUGUCAAUGAGGGCCAGUAGCCGGCCAAAACCACCAGCUAGUUAGCCAUCCUUAGCCGGCUACUUUCAUCUCCUCCUAAGCACAAUCGAAUAAGAUUGUAAAGCAUCCAUUUCCCAGUUUUGAAUGACAUUGAACACAUAUUUAAACAGGUUUAGAUCGAUGUGAAAUGUUUGAAUCGUGUGAUUUUGUGGAACACCUGGGACGUUUCGACGGCAUUCUUCCCAGUCUUGCGUGUAUUCUGAUGCAACAGCAUGGCAUCUGCGGUGGAAAGUACCUCCUGAAAACGCCUGGAAAAACCAUUUCAAAUUGUCCCUAGAUGCCUCGGCCCUAAAGAACUUGUGCCUUUCAUGCAAGUUCCAAAGCCGCCUACUACUCAUUAUCAGACAUAAGACUGGUUCUUAAAAUCUUUUUGACAGCCUGCAUCCUUGGUCAUGCUAAGUAAUCAGUUAUAGGGCUCAGUAUGUACUGGGAAUAUUUGACCUCAGGCUACUCUGAGCAGAUAGAAAACAAGCCACUGAUAACCCUAUCCAACAGAACUGCACAGAUUGUGUCUUUUUUUAUUUACACUAACUGUGACAGUCUGACAGUCACAUUUCUUAGAUUCCUAAAUCAGCGUGCAAAGAAAAUCAGUUUUACAGCUUGCCAUUAGGGCAAGCUAGCAUGUACCAACUCAAAGUCAUUUUAAUUAGCCUAAUAAAAGUUUUGAUGAGCAGUAUUGAUUACAGUUCCUUUGUAAAGUGAAUUUCUAAAAAAAAAUUCAUUUGCCCAUCAGGCAAGUUGAGAACAGAAUUCACUAGCCUGGUUACGCAAUCCACUAAUCCUGGGGUAUCGGACAUGACUUUCUUUGCACACUGUAAAUAUAUCAUAACUCUCAUCUUUCUUUAUUAUUACUCAAAGCUUCAUCUGUCAUAGUUCUCUUUAAUUAUAAUACACAAUAAGUACAAUAUUAAACUGUAAUGCACUGAGUAAUGAUCCUUAACGGAACUCCAUAAACAUUCACAUAUUUAGAUAAUUUACAGAGCUGUCACUACAGCUCAGAGGCUGCAGAAUUAAUGCAUACCUAUUAGACAUCAUCAUGUGAGCCCCAGCUGUACUUUGGUACAAAAUAACACAUUUACAACACAAGAAACUCCCCCCCCAGGCAGCUACUGUUGCUAUUUCCCCUCCUACCAAAGUGACCCUCUGAUUUUAUACAUGUACAGUCAAUGUCGAACUGAAGCCCUUGUAAAAUAAUAAAAAUCCAAACAGCAUGGUGUUACAACAAAAGUAUAAAUAUAGAUAAUACAUGCAAAGGAACAAUUCAAUCUCAUAGAGACAGUAAACUGCAAAACAGUCCGUAUUUUUGAGUAUUCAAGUAUUAAAGUGCGAGCAGUCAAACAAGAGAUCUGGAAUGAGGCUGAAAACGGAAAAUAAAAAUUACCUGAGAUAAAAAAUUAACAACAACAUAUACUUAGAACUUCCCGUAUUGAACAGAGCGGUUUUCACUUGACUGUCGAAAGGGAUUGGUUUUGGUUUUGGUUUUGGUUUUACUACGCCCUUUGGUUGGCUAGUGUAUUUACUUUGGUUUUGGUUUUACGACAGUCAAGUGAAAACCGCUCUAAUGUGUAAUUUCCUUUUUGUAAACUGCGUAGUGUUGAUGACUCACUUCAGCCGUGGUAUUACAAAGGCUACAAAGGAUACAGCAGCUGUGAUAAUCGUCAUAAAAAUCUUCAUUGCUAGUUCAACCGUAAUACGUAUUCCCAGGAUUUUGAGACCCAUAUCUUUCUCAGACCAUGCAAUGCAUUGGUAUAACUGCAUAUCUUCUAAGGGAAGAUGUGUUGAUGUGGUUGUCAUGUGGCAUCUCUUUGCAGCCUGCACAACUAUGCGAUGUGAAGCAGCUGCCACUAUAGCUGGAGGGUAGAGCUUUACAAUGAUACUUAUUAGGUCGUAAAUAACAGUACCAAUAUAUUGCCAUAUAGGAUAAUCACUCCCAAAGUCAGAAUUGAAGUAUGCGAAACUGAAAAUGAUCAAGUCUAACGCAUGGUAUGCUAAAGCUAGUGAGAUUAUCAAACUAAAAUCCUUUUGUGUUCUUUCCAGUGAAGUUAGUAACUGGCUGUGUUUCUGUACAAUGUAUGUUGAUCUGCAUUCUCUUGACUUCAUUUCAUCUACGACAGUAUCAAUAUGCAGGCUAUGAACAUGGCAAACAAAGCCGUAUAUGCUCAACCAUGUUCCCCACCAGCCUGCAAUGUAUAGAAUAACGGGUAUGUACACUGCAUAGUGCCAGGAUUUGGAGAAGAAUGGAAACCAGUGCACCAUGAAAAAGGCAGCGCAAGUAACCCAAAGACAAACGGACAUCAGAGUGUACCAUCUUGAAAUUCGGCUCAGUUUUCUGUGCCAGUCGUCUGAAAUACACUGGACGCUGAAAACAAGCUGAACAAACUGGCCUUGGUUGAAGUAAUACACGGUAAAUACGUAUGGGCACAAGAAAACCAAACACGUACAAGCACUGUUCAUGAUUUCUCGAACAUGAAUCUUGUCUUUCUGUAAGCCAUAGUGGACAAAAUCCAGACACAUUAUUGCAACAAGGCAUUCUAGCCAAAGGACGUAAACAAUUCGGCGAUAAACUCGCCAGAUAAAUUUGAAUUUCCCAUCGUUAGGUUUCCACACGCCAAGGAUCUGCAGAAUGUAGUAACAUGGUCUUACAGCUUCCGAUGAGUGUGGUCCGUGAUCAACUGGACCUGGAAGAAGGCGAUUUCUUUCCUCGUACGAGUUGUAUGAAUAGCUCAGUUCUCUUUCGUUCUCUGAGUUUAUUGCCGUGUUUUGCAAUUCUUUGGUCGCUGCCAUAUUGUUGCAGCCCAGAAAAAGAAAUGUUUCCACUCCGUUCCGUCGAAACUGAAAGGCAGUUUUUAACUUCCGCUGUGCAUGAUAAUGAACAAUAAACUCGUUCCCAUUUCUCCCCUUUUGUCGCGAUUAUACUUUCCCUGUGGAUUCCGGUACAGAAAAAGUUGAUUUUUCGAGAAAAAAUACAUCCUUCUUGUGAUUUCUUUAUUGUAAGCAGCUGCUUGGUUUGCAAGAAGGCACCUACAGUAAACAUUUGUUCGUGAAGGGGGAUCGCGUUUCCCUAAUUUUUCAGUUAAAUAUCAUUGGUUAAUGUACAAACCAUUUCCGGUUUUCGCUAUUUCUGGUUUUUGCGGUACUUGCCCAAUUAACUUGGUCAGUUUUGCAAUCAUGUUAUAGAGUUUCCUUUGAAGGAAAACAUGCGCUCAGAGAGCUAAUCCUUUUGAUAUUUCGUUUCGCAACUCUCUUAAGGCGUGUUACCACAGAGCGGCGUAAAAGGUGGUCAACGUUUGCUAACGGGACUCAGUGUAGGAGAUAUUUCGUAAACAUGCCAGUGGCGAAGGUCUGUGAAAAUGGGGACAUCAACUCCAAAUACAGAAAACUAAGUUCAUCAUUUAACUCUUACGAGGAAGGCAGUCGGCUUCUUCCAGCUCGAGCUCAUUUCGGGCCACGCUCACCGGAAGUUGUACGACCAUGCUACUACGUCUUGCAGAUUCUUGGCAUGUGGAAACCUAGAGAUGGCAAAUUUGAGUUCAUUUGGCGUUUGUAUCGUGCUUUUGUGUGCGUCUUAUGGUUCGGAUGUCUUGCAGCCAUCAUGUGUCUUGAUUUUGUGCACCAUGGUUUUGACAAAGAAGAGUUUCGCUUUGGAGAAAUAAUGAACAGCGUUCCAACAUGCCUUAACUUACUAUGCCCUUUCAUAUUUACUGUUUACUAUUUGAAACAAGGCCAGUUUGUGGAGCUUAUUUUCACUGUGCAGAACGUGUCAUCUGAUUGGCAUCAAAAGUUGAGGCGCAUUGCAAGAUGGUACACUUUCAUGUCUGUUUUUCUUUGGGCAUUUGGAGCUGUGUUUUUCACAGUUCACUGGAUUCCAUUUUUGUCCAAACCGUGGCACUACAUUCUUUAUAUCCCCUCUGUUGUAUAUUCAACAGGCUGGUGGGGAACAUGGCUGAGCAUCUAUGGGUUUGUAUGCCAUGUCCACAGCUUGCAAAUUGACACUGUUGUGGAUGACAUGAAAUCAAAUGAAACCAGGCCUGUUGCCAUCAUGCAAAAGUUCUCCCAGUUACAAAACUCACUGGAAAGAACUCAAACAGAUUUCAACAUCAUUAUUUCUUUUGCUUUAGCAUAUCAUGCAGCAGAUAUAAUCAUCUUUAGCUUUGCUUAUUUUAAUUCUUCAUUUGGCAGUACUUAUGAAUUAUGGCAAUAUGUUGGUGGGGUACUUUUUGAUCUAAUUAGCAUUAUUGUGAAGCUGUACCCUCCAGCUAUUGUGGCAGCUGCAGCACAUCGCAUAGUUUUGCAGGCAGCAAGACGAUACCAGUUACAAGUGACACCUCUGUCCACUGAACUGCCUCUUGAGGAUAUGCAGUUAUUUCAGUACAUUGCAUUGUGCGAGUCAGAUAUGGGUCUUAAGAUUUUAGGGUUACGUAUUACUGUAGAACGAGCAAUGAAGAUAUUUAUGACCAUUGUCACAGCUGCAGUAUCUUUUGUAGCUUUUGUUGUACCACGUUUGAAGUAAGGGAAUAUCUGAGGUACAUGUAAUUCAAAUCCAGAUUCUAGAUUUUUGUAACACGGGUAAAGUAAGGGUGCAGUUCCUAGAGAAACAUGUAUUUCAAAUCCGGUUUAUAGAAUCCACUAAAAGCAUUUGCUUUUCUUUACUUAAAUAAUCCAUAGAAAUCCAUACUCUUAGCAGAUUCAUAAGAUGAAUGCAAAAAUGAUCUAAAACUGAAUUUUAAGGAUUCAUUAUUUAAUCACCUGUAUUUAAUCUCUUGGGCUUGGAUACAAAAAGGAUACACUUGGUCCCAGUUGUCAAAAGGUGGAUGGCACUAUCAACUGGAUAAAUCGCUAUCCACUAGAUAGCCCAAUAAGUUUCCCUCAUAUUUAUCUACUGGAUAGCGACUUAUCCGGUGGUUAGCGCUAUCCAGCUUUUGAACAACUGGGGCCUGACAAACAGUUUUUAUGGCCAGUAUAAUAAAAAGGAAUAUUUUUUGGAGUUUUCAUUUGUGUUGUCAUACUGUUCUCAAAAAAAAAAACAAAUCUUGGACUCUGCAACAAAAACACCCUGUAAGUUUAGCUGCCAGCUUCUGUUGGUGUUUUACAAUGCACAUUUUUGGACCUACUACUGCAGAUAUCAUAUCUGAUGCUUGAAAAGUCACUAUAACAUCCUUCAGACUGUGUGUAAUUUUGCAGCUGAAGGACAGAAACUGUUAACCCCAUCUUGUUCUGUAAUAACUUAAGAAUUUGCACCCCUUUUUAUCUUUAAUGCUAGCUAAAGUAGUAUCCUUGCCAUAUGCAGUGUUUAGUAUUUAAGUGUUAAAGUGCACAGGUAGGAUGUAAAAGUAAGUGCCUUGGCAAUCAAGUACUGUGGGCAAUUUGAGGCUUUCACUCUCUCACUUUACCCAUUUUCCCCAAAAAGUAGAUGGCUCACUCCUCAAAUUGGCCAGUUUUUUAGCCAGUUACAGGCACUUAAUGAGUACCCUGCUUAUGCAUAUAUCCUCACAUAUAUCUGCAUACAUCCACGCAAUGGUUGCCGCCUUUAAUUGUGGAUUAAUAAAGUAAAAGUAUAUCUUGACGCUAUUGACAUAAAGAGGAUAAAUAUCAAUGGUUUUCUGGGCAAAUGUGGUGCUUCCUUCGCCCUUCCCACCCUCCUCCCUGUUUUGGUUUAUUUGCUCCUUUAAUUUUUGCCCAAUACUGUUGCCAAUGUUCCAUGCUUCUCCUGCUUGGCCUCUGGAAUUGCGAGCAACUGUUAUACAGGCUAGUGUGUUUUUCUGGCUGUGGCCAUGUCAGGCCUUUACAGCCUCCUGAAAUUGUUUUUCUAUUCUUAGUCCAUCCCUUAAGCUCUGUGGUGGUUUGGUCUGCCCAUAAGCCUCAUGCAAUCUCACUUAGGAAGAAGAGUCCACCAAGACCUGAAGGUCUGGCCAGUAUUGGCUGUGCACCAUGUCUCAGUGGUCCAUUGUUUUUUAACGUGAUGGGUGAUUUAUCCAUUACCCUAUCGUUUGCAUAAUUGUGUAUCAAUAGUUUCAUCAUAAUCUGUCAUGGUCACUUUUUAUCACUUUUGAAAAAUAUUAUUGUACGUUGACUAGUAUUAUGUCAAGUUUACAUAAAAAUGUGAAAGUUCACAAUGUGUAUCACUGCUGUUUGUGUUUUUACUUUAGAGGCCUGAUGCUGAGAUUUUUGUAAGGUCUCUAAGGGCCCCCAGCCCUUUAAGACAUCUGACUUGCUACUUUUACUUGGUAUCUCAGAAGCGUUUUUGUAUCUCAGACCUAGGGUUGUCUGCAGUGCAGGCGUUUUCUUCCUCCUACACCAAUGUUUUUGCUCAAGCUUGGCAUUUCUUUAUGGAUGGAAAUUUUCUAAAUAAAGAGAGGAGGAAACCACUAAACUUGACAACUCAAGGGUUACUUCAAAUUCUUUUCUGACAACCCCCUGUUUUCGUCCGAAAAUGCCAUGUUGAAAUAAAAUGGGACAAAGAUGGCAGUUAAUCUUCCUCCACAUAAAAUCAAAUACGAACAUAAACAUAAACAAGCAGUCUUUGCCCACCCAAAAUAUGCCAGCACUGCAGACUACCUCAGAUCUGGGUUCUUGCAAGGAUGGCUCUCAAAGUCAAUAAGACUCAAGCUGGCAAGGUGUUAAGUCAUUUUGCAAUAGUCAAAGAUGCAUUUUUUUUAUCCUUCAGGAGUUACUUCAGCUCAUCAACUCUGAGCAAGUGUUGGUUAUCAGUGGUGAGACGGGCUGUGGAAAAACAACUCAGGUCUGGACUGUAUAGUUUUGGCUCAUUUGCUUCAUAUUCAUCUCUGGUCAAUGUUUUGGGGGUGUCCUUAUACAAUGUACUAUAUGGUUUCUUUUUAAGGGUUGUAGUAUGUUCUAAACACUGAUUACUUCAAUGGUUAUAUAUAUUUCUUUCAGGUCGCACAGUUUAUACUGGAUGAUGCUAUUGAACAAGGUCAUGGAUCAUUGUGUCGAAUCAUCUGCACACAACCUAGAAGAAUAAGUGCUAUUUCGGUGUGUUUUCUGUCGGUCCCACACCUUUUGAUUUACGUCACACUGCAGGCAAGGUUUUGGCAAUAAUAACCCGGUAUUUUUUUAAAUUGACUACAGGUUGCAGAAAGAGUUGCAGCUGAGAGAGAUGAAAGUUGUGGCGGAAAGAGCAGCGUGGGUUUUCAGAUCAGAUUGGAAAGGUGUGUACAUGUAUACUUAUAAAGCUGCCUUUACUCUCUGGCAUCCUACUCCUGUCAUUGCAAACUUUGCAAAAACGUACCCGUAAUAGUGGUUGAGUUUAUUAUUAUGGCCUGGUACAACAAGGGGAUUUUUGUUGAAGUGAGUUCUUGCUUACUGAUCACAAUUUUAACUUCUGUCUGGGAUUAAUGUCACCCUGUCUGGUGAAUGAAGCUUGUAGGAUGCAAUACGACCCACGAGUUGCCUUUAGGGGCAACACCCUUCCCCCAACUCAAUACAGCAUUCAAAAUUGGUUCAAGGAGCAGGAAGGCCAGAAAAAGGAUAGUCCCUGGCUCUUUUAUAGGGUGGGGCUUUGGUUUUGGCUUACCCCUUCCCUUUCGAAUGCUAGCCACUCAGGCUAUUAAAUUGGGGAUCGGAAGAAAAUGUAAAAAUGGCAAUCCGAUCAUGCAAGUGUCCCUCUCAUCUACUUUUAUAUGAAUCAAUCAAUUCCAGCAGCAGUGGUUAUGAUCAUCCUUAUCAACAAUCAACUUGAUAUAUUUUUUCCCUCGACUUUUUCAUUUGCAGCAAGCUUCCCCGAGAACAGGGAUCCAUUCUGUACUGUACAACAGGAAUUCUACUUAGAUGGCUUGUUUCUGAUCCGUAAGUAAAUUGAUGUUUUAAAAGUUACUUAGGAGGGCCUACAUUUAGAGCAAAUUUUAGCUUACAUUUCUCACAUUCUGCUGAUAACUGCGGCUUUUGCAAUAAGCGAGUACACAAGUAUACUUAAAACUUUAUAAUAGUGGUUGGAAGUCGUGUCAAUUUUUCUGCUAAUCUGACAUUUUACAGACUACUUAUUGGUACGAGUCACAUCAUACUUGAUGAAAUUCAUGAACGAGACGUGUUAUCAGAUUUCCUGAUCAUCAUUGUCAGAGAUCUUCUACCUAAAAGGUAAGAGUUUUACUUAAUUCAAUAUUUUUUAAAUUAAUUUUUAUAUAUCCAACACCAGAAGUCAUUGCGUUUAUUUUAGUUGAAGGUUAAACGGGAAAUUAUUAUCCUCAGCCCGAUAUCACGUUUCAUAGAAAUGAUCAGAUGAUGAGUACUUACAUAUUGCUGAAUAGUAUUCUAAUCUUUUUCAACUGACUGACCAAUAGAAAUGCCCCAUUAACUUAUUAAGUCACAAUGUGUGAUCCAAGUCAACAAAAGAUUUUGCACAGUCAGGGAAACUCUAGCCUGAAUUUCACCCGAUUGCUUCGAGUCGUUUUCUCCUCUCAGCAACAUAAACUGCAGCACUACGAUUUUUUCUUUAAUCUUUGCCUUUUUUCAUAAUCCGUCUUCAGAUCCUCUAGUAUUUAAACUAAAACAUUAUUGUAGACCAUGACAUCAGCAGCACCGCUUGUUUUUCCGUCUUGUGCUGCCAUCCUUGCUGCUCAGGUCCUGCAGUUUUGCCGUUUGCCGAAUGUGUGUCUUCAGGUCCUGCGUGGUUUUGAAAGGAAGGGGCCGUUUGCCGAGAAUGUGUCGCCCUCCCCUUCCCUUCCCCUUCCCUUUCAACGCCGGAGCUAAUAACGAUUGUCUUUGUCAUUGUAAUCUGUCAUUAUUAACAGGCCUGACUUGAAACUGAUCCUGAUGAGUGCAACGUUGAAUUCACAGAUGUUCUCUGCCUAUUUUGGUUUGUAACUCUUAAAAUUGACUUCAUUAUAGACAGUAACUGUACAUUAGGACUUAAAUUUUUAAACUAGUGUAUCAGGGGCACCCAACGAGGAUAUAGUUCAAAACCACUUAACAUAGCAUUGUUGAACGUAUUUUAGUAUUCAAACUAUAGGCAUAUUUUUAUUCCCUAAAAACUUUUUAUCUGUUCGGAUUUCCUAGCUGAAAGUCCAGUGAUCCGAAAAUUAUAGGAAUAAAAACUUACCUUCUCGAAAAUUCCAGCCAGGAAAAUCGAAAAUUUUAUCUUUUUAGGGUCAAAAUAAUUUACCAUUUUGAGACGUUUUAGGAGAGGCAGGCAAGCAAGAAAUCUUACAACAAAUGCUCCGAAAAUUCUAGAUCUCAAAUCGUCUUUCGAACAGAUAUUUUCCCGAAAAUUGACGUUGCGUGCCCCUGGUGUAUGCUGCACCACGGCUAUAGGGGUAUGAAGGACUCAGACAGUAGCUUGCAUGGGAGAUCUGAAAAUAGCCUGCGAAUAAAGUCGUCUCUUCGUGCAACCUCCCCGCUUGGGACGUAAAGGGUUUAGAGGUUGGGUGUGCAAGAAAGUCUGUCAUUCACAAUCUUAUACGCCCUUUGUGAAUGCUAACAUGAUUGUUAUUUCAGACCUUGUCUACCCCUCUUAUCUCAAGGUUUGAAUCUACCAUUAUGUGUAUAUGUUUUGUUAGGAACAAAUAAAUAGGGAGCUAAAAGCAACGACGAGGACGACAACAACGACAAUGUCAUGAAAACAAUUGGUUUUAUUAGCAAAACAACAAUUUUACACGUGCAUCACGAUCUUGAGUACAUUUCUUUAACGUCCACUGCUCGACUACGAAGUGAAACCAAUGCGACGUUUUUCGGGGGACGUGAACAUACCACGACUUAUUUUCGUUUGACCUAGAUUAAGUCCUUAAGAAUUCAACUCCAGGAAAAAUCGCUUACCUUCUUAGCGGGUCCAAAUAGACGCGACAAAGUUUGAAAGGAAUCGUGAAAGUAGGCAUUUUCACGUCGACGUUUGCAGUGUCGUCGCCGCCGCCGUGAUGCACCUGCAAAAUUGUUGUUUUGGUUAUUAAAUAUUGCUUUUUUUAGUAGGCCGUCGCCGUUAGCAUCGACGAUGGUGACGGCAGUGAAAACGUCACUUUUAAAAUGAAUUGGCGUUGUUUCGACCUUUGUCGCGUUUAUUCCAAUUUGCUUAAAAUGUCAAAUGCAAGGGAAUUUCCCUGGAGUUGAUUUCUUGGAAAACCGCCCUCAAGUUUAGAAACAGAAAGAAAAAUUAGUCCUCGCUUGUUUUCGUCUUCCAUAAAUUAGGCAUUUUCACGUCGUAGUCGUGCAGUGACGGCAAAGAAAUGUACAAAAACGCGUGAUGCACGUGCAAAGUUGUUGUUUCGCUUAAUAAAACUAUUGCUUUUGACGUUCUCGUUGCAUGGUAACUAACCGACAAAUGUUUUACGCAUGCUUCUGUCGAACUAAUUGUCAUUUUAUGUUUUUUUUUCUGAAGGAAAUUGUAAGAUGUGUCAUAUUCCUGGCUUCACUUAUCCUGUCCAGGAGUUUUUUCUUGAGGAAAUUAUUGAAAAAACAGGGUAAGAAAACAACUGCACAGCCAUGAGGAAACAAGUUCAUAACUUUUUACUCAACGUGCAUACGUCCGGCCAUAGGCUACGCUUUUCUAGAUUACAACCAUCGACAGUGUACAUUGGGGAGGCUGGACGAAGGGUGAUUUCAUGGAUUACAUUUAGCGUAACUUUAUUAUUUGUAUUUGUGUGUAAAGUCUUAUUCAAUUAAACUCUAGAGCUGUGAUUUUAAAGCUUCAAUAAACUACCGACCUAUCUAUGUACUUCGUAUCCUGAUUACCACUGAGAAGGCCACAUCUUUUCUUUGUAACGCGGUUUCCACCAAAGAAAACCUUCUGAGCCCAGUUGUUCGAAAGCCGAUUAGCGCUUAACCCGGGUUUCUUUUUCUGGCGUUCAAAAACAUUUUGUCGGGUAAUUUUCUCUGUUAUUUUUAGAGCUUCCAAUCGUCAACUAGUAGACAAAAAGAAUUAAAACUGAAAUGCUUUUUAAGCUUUCAAAUCUGAAUUCAAAUCUCGCACUAACCCUGGGUUAUCUUAACCCAGCUUUGAACAACUCGGCCCAGAUAGUAAAACGUCUAGAAUAGAGUGAGUUUUGUUUUUCAGAAAACAUUUUGGAAGCUUUUGCUUUCCAUUUUUCAAAAGAAAAGGGAUAAAAUUGACUUGCCGUUCCAGACAGUAUUGCAGGUUCAAGAUUAGCAUUACAUUUCGAGAGAACUUGUUUCCCCACUUUUGAACACUUGUUUGUCUUCUUUAGGGGGUCUGAUUUCAGAGUUUUUGACCAAAUGUUUUUCACUUCUCUUUUGCAGUUAUCACGUGGCAGAACGAAGCCAGGGCUUUAACAAAAGACAACCCAAAUGGAUGAAAUAUAGAGGAAGAAAAAGUAUUGCAAAAGACAGGAGAUUAGAAAAAUCCAAUGCAUGGCUAGCAGAGAGCGGCAGCCAAGAGGAUGACGAAGAAAUUGUUUGGCAGGAGUAUUUACACUCAAUCAGAGAUAGGUUAGACAUAGAGACUCUGUUAUACAAUGAUUAUAUGCGGUCCCUAGAUGAAAAACGGAGUGAAUGUUCUUAUUGCAAUGCCACUUAGUGGUUGCGAACCGAUUUAUAUAGAUUUAUAUAGUGUAGUACCGAGUAGCCUGGUUUCCUUAUGAUCGUCCAAGUCGUUUCAAAUAAUGUUCAGGCGAUCGGGACGAUCGAAACGACCCGGACGACUGAGACGACCUCGAUCACUUGGAUAGAAGUGAGUUCUAUCCGGACGAGUGGGACGAUGGUGGAAAAUUUGAAGCGAUCAUAAUUAUGAAAACGCUCUCAGACGACCGAGACGAACGAAACGAUCAAAGCUAUCCCAGAAAUCAUCACUGCUAUUCUAGUAAUCGGGGGAAAAUGCGGCCUGGAUGCCUCUGAAGUAUGAAAAGAUAAUACAAAAUGUUCGCACCGAGUAUGGGCGAUAUUUUAAGAAGAGGAAGUUCUGGACGUGAUACUAUGUCUUCGUGGAACUCUUCUAGCUUGUCUACGCCGAAAAAUUGAGAGGAAAAGUAGAUAGCAGGCCACGAGGUUCGCUCUCUGAUUAAAAUCCGCCAUUAAGUUUGGCUUGUUUGCGAGACACGAGCAAAAAUUCCGUUGUCUGACCAAGAAACAUCGUAGGCGACUACGCGUCUCUUGUCUUUGAGGCGAUCGUCCUGAUCGUAUCGAAAGUUUUUGAAACGACUGGGGCGAUCCGGACGAUCAUAUGGAAACCAGGCUUUAAAGUUUGUUUUGGGAAAUUUCCCGACAAAGCACGAGUUUUAAGCUCAAACUUUCACGUAUAAUGGCCUUUGGCGUAGAAUGAAUCCUUGUUCAGAGUGGAUUCAUCGGUUCAUUUGAUCUACCAUGAUCCUAGUGAUCUCGGAUCACUGAUCCUGAUCCGGAUCAUCUCAAAGGAACGCACCCUUAGAUCACUUGCUGGUAUGUACUCUUUACUCUUAUCUGAAAGGCCCGUUGUUCAAGGUCAUAACGGUCAUUACGGUUUCAAGUACAGAUUAUGUUUAUCUCUGUCUUGACAGAUUUUCACCCGGUACUAUCACCACCCUCCAAAACAUGGAUUUAGAGAAGAUUGACUUGGGGCUUCUCGUUAGAGUAAUCAAACACAUCUCUCUUCAGAUGGAGGUACAUAAUGAGAACAGUUAACUUCUAAACCCAAACUUCAACAUCUUAUAGUAUAAACAAAGUGUUUACACAACAAUAUUUGUUUUUAUCUCUUGUUUUGAUCGUCUCCUGUAUUCUUUUGAGCUCUACUCACGUGUGCCUUUGGUGCCUGCCAUCCGCCUCGAAGGACCAUUUUUUUCCAUUCAACUGUUGAGAGUUGUAAUGUAUUUAAUAUUCGGGUGGCUUAAACCUUUGUUACAUAAUUAAUGGCACGUUCAUUGGUGUUGAGAAUAUUUCUCACAGUAUAAUUUUAUUUUUCUCUAGGACGGGGCUAUUCUUGUUUUCCUUCCUGGUUGGGACGAUAUCAGCAAACUUCAUGACAACUUGAAGAAGGAAACGCUUUUCUCUUCAGGUAUCUUGUGGGGAUAACAUUUCGGGGAUGUGGCUAUUUAAGGUAACUAAACAUCGGUGGUUGAAUCCUCGAGCAGGCAAGGUGAAGCGAAUCCUGUGUUGCGAUUGGCUAUUCGAGCGGGCAAGAUGGGCCCCGCUCGGGUCCCGGAAGAAAACGUUCUCUUUUUGACAAUAUAAUAAGUCUUUUGUUGACCUUGUGUGAAGUCAAGAUGGCUGGUUGUUGGCCUUUUUUGGCGUUUUUGUUGGCCUCGGCGCGGUCUCGGUCUAUAAAAUACGCAACAAAUCACCUGGCCAAUAUUCAGCCCUUUUGAACUCACGCCUGGUCAAUAACGCAUAUAUAUAUUAAGAACAGUGGGAAGAAUUUUAGUUUCUGUGUUUUUUUGAGGAUUCAGCCGGGACGAAAGAGGUCUAUACACGCCAUUUUUAUUUUUUUUUCUUGUAGAUAAAUUCCUCAUUAUUCCGUUACAUUCUAUGAUGCCAUCAGCCAGCCAAAGAGAGGUAGCUAAUGCUGUGUUUACUUCUUUUAGUUUUACCGACUUGAGUUUUUGUUGAGAACACUUGUUAACUGAAUUACAAAACUUCGUUAACCCAAUAAUUUUACUACAGAAUUCCGAGGAUAGAAAAAUGACGCAGUCUAUGUGAAUGUUAGAAAUAAAAAUUGAUUCUUUAGGUUAUUUUAGAGGCGUUAAAUAGAGACUUGUGAUGAUUGUAAAACCCCCUUCCUCGCUUAACAAUGAAUCCGACAUUCCAAUUCAGUAUUCACGGGUUUACUGACAUGAGGAGCAGGGCUAAAAAAAACCCUCCGGUAGUCCGGGAUUUUCUUGCUGCAAGCAAGCAAUGGUCCGUGGCAAGCAAAAUGUAAGAGCUGCUUGCUGAGGAGGGGAUGAUCAAAUAAACAACGGAAAAAAAUUCCAAAAAUUCGGAGGAUACGAUCCGAUUCGGUUUUAUUAAGUAUGACUUAUUGCCCAAAGGCGUCGCAUCAGUUUUCUGGCACGGAUCUUAGUUCACUACUGUUGUUCCUUAGGUGUUUGAUCGUCCACCAAAAGGCGUGAGAAAGAUUAUUAUCGCCACCAAUAUCGCAGAAACCAGGUUAGUAAAUCACAAGACACAAGAAUAACAUUUAUAACAGCCUACAGUCAACAAUUUGAACUAAAGGAAAAAGUCCUUAUUUCACGUCGGUAACUCGUAACAGUAGUCAUUUGAUUGACAAACUGCGGCCGGCAAUGGUGCGCCCAUUUUACCCCCCCCGCCCCCCUCACCAUCGUUGCUCUGUUUUACAUGGAUUUAAAGCUACUAUAGCUACACGGAAAGGACUAAGUCGGAACAAGGAUUUGAGAUAACACUUGAGGAUCGAACUCGGGGCCUCGGCUCGCACAGAAGGCUGUACUCUGACCGACUGUGUUAAUCCUUGCUCAUACAAGGUAUACCUCAUUAAAACGUCAUUUAUUUUUCCCUUUGAUUUACUGUAGCAUCACUAUUGAUGAUGUGGUUUUUGUCGUGGAUGCUGGCAAAGUAAAGGAAAAGGUAGGGCGAUUCAUUGUUUUCCACUAAAGUAGACUCUUCGCGAUCUGAGUGGUUUUCCAAAGAGAACCCUGGAUGCAUUCAAAGCCAAAAAGAUUUCGAAUCCUCAACCUGUUAAUUGCAAAGAAUAGACCCUUUCUAUUUUAGUAAAGAGAAGUAAGCGAAUAUCCAUCAACACCGAAAAAAUUUUAUGUCGACACGGAAAGCCAUCCAGAAUAGUAUGACCGGCGCGGCAACGAACUGGGACUGGAACAACUCUUUUACACGCAUGCGCAGCAACACAUCGUGAGGAGCGGUUUUGUGACGGUUAGUCGGAAGGGUUUGGUACACUAAAUCCCAGCCUCACUCUUGAAUAUUUACUUCCGUCUCUGUGGGUUCUAGUCCUCGCACCUUACUCAUUUCCGCUACGGUUCGAAUACCCGUUCACCCUGCGCCAAAAUUGGCACAGAACCUUUUUCGAGUUCAGCCCGGCACAGCUUCGCGCUGUAACAUAAAUCGCGCCAUCACUUUCCUCAUGUGUUGACAGAGGCCCUUUCGGCCAUCCGGUAUUGUUUCGGUGCGGCUCAUGGUAUUCGCUGUUCCUUUGUUACCUGUACAAAUAAGUUUGAUUGUAUGCUUAAGGAAGUCAUCCACAAGUUCACUAAUUUGGUGUAAUACACCACUCUCAGCACCGCAGGAAAACGCUGCUCAGUAGGUUUUAUUGCAAUGGAUAUGAUUUUGGAUUUCAUAGACGUCGAUUACGGUGGAUUCUCGACUAUUCGAACCAGCAAGGGAAAACCAAAUUGGUUUGAAUUAUCGGGAGGUUUGCAAAAUCGUGGGUAACAUUAUAGUAUUUGACUGGUGAAGGGAAGCCAGGACUGGACUGAAUUAUCGGGAAUUUCGAAGAACCGAGGAUUCGAGAAAUUGGGAUUCUACUGUAUGUUUUUUAAAAAAAAAACAAUCUGAGUUAAACAGGCGCAGUAUAGUCCCUCAUUUCUAGGGGACAGUAAAGCGCGCGAGGAAAGGAAAGGCAGCACUAGGCGGGGAGAGAGAGAAACUUGCUGUACUAUCCCUAGGGAAAAUAAUAUAGAAGGAGUACUUGUUGAGUACUGUACAUGAUCAAUUAUUGGAUUUCUUUUUCACUAGACGUACGAUGUGAACAAUAAAAUUGCUUGUUUACAGCCAGUGUGGAUCAGCAAAGCUUCCUCGCUUCAAAGAAGAGGUCGCGCAGGAAGGUAAGUGUAACCACAAGCUACAGGCCACUUCCGAAUUAACUGCCCAAAGCCUCUUUAUCAAAACUAUUUGAAUAGGUAGUCUUUGGAACACCGCCAGUUGAACCAAGUUCGAUUUUAUGAACUGUAAGCAACUGGAAAGUUGAUACGAGCAAGAUGUUUUUUUCAGUCAGUGACACGGGUAGGCUCCUCGGGUGGGGAGGGGUGGGGAGUAUCGCGGGCGCAUCGAGAUACCCAAGGCUGGAGACUGAGCCUAUUACACAGGCGGCACGGAAGAAAAAAAUCAAAGUACUCCCAACAAAAGUUGAACCUAUGACCUUCUAGUUACCAGGCCAGAUGUUCUACCAUAGAGCUACGAGGGACUCUGACAACUAAACAAAGGGCGCUUUCCAUUUGUCAAAACUGACCGGCCAGCCCAGGCCAUUCCCAUCGUAAUGAGGAUUUCACUUUUAAUGAAAACUAACCACUCAAAUCAGUCAAAUCCUAAAUAUUAUACACAACGGAGAUGAUUUUUCAGCAAAACCUCUUGGAAAAAGCCUAAUUCAUUGCCAAAAUGUCUGGUCCGGCCGCCCAGUUCUGACUUUUGGAAAGCGCCCUAAGCGUUAAUGUACUCCGUUCAUUAACAGAGCUUUGGUUUGCUUGUCUCUAAUUGGUCAGUUUCUUUCUAAAGUAAUCCACAUAUGGUACCUCGUUCAUGACCAUUUUACUGCAAGUCGUUUUCAUGUUUCCUGAAAUAUUCGAUCUUAUCUCGUAGCCCUGCACUGUUUUUCCUUUGAACGGUUGAGUCAGAAAGUUACCCUCCUGUAAACACGCCUUUUUCACCGCUUCUUUUUUCCUCGUAAAAAGCGCGAGAUCUUCGGCGAAAUCCGGACCUUCUCUUUCUAUCAUUUGCCACAACGUUUGGUUAAACACGUCGUACAAUAGUACAUCACCCGAAUUCCAUUUCUGAAUCUGCUCUCUCGCUUGAUUCGUGAGUUCUUGUUUGUCUUUGUUCGUCCUUUCAUUGAGUUUAAAAUACAAAAUGUCCUCGAUUUCCCAACAAAAGCGUCGUUUUAGGAGUACAAGUGACUCAUCAAAGUAUUCCAUUAACAACACAAGUUGAAACUCUUGCUGCAACUGGCGAAUGUAGUCUUGCACCGCGGUGACAUUUUCGUGAUAUUUUUGGUCAAGUCCAAGAUCGAACAAUGCUGGGUUUUUUAUUAAGUUUGAGUAUCGUGUAUUAUGAAAUUUCAUGUGCUCCAUAUUAAAUGUUGCAUUCACCAGAAAGUUCUCUAGUGGUGAGAUAUUGUCUCUUUUGUUUGUAAAAUUCUGUGGAAGUAAACCGUAAUAGUUGAAGAUAGAUUCCAUCUGUGCAGAAGGCUCCCUCAACAUUGUGAUGUAGUUUGUCUUGUCCUUCGGGAAAAUCUCGUUCAUUGAGGGUUUGUUGUACCUAGCAUGAUUAUUUAGAAUAUUUGGUGUCCUGCCAAAUGUGUUUACGUAGCUAAUUUGGAAAGGUCGAGGCCAGAAAAAGUCGUAACCUUUAGUAGGCAAGGCGACGGUUAGGUUUCUUUUAUCCCCAUAGCGAUUUAGGAUAUUGGUCAAUGUACUUGUACCAGAUUUGUGCGUCUUCAAAAAUAAAAUAUUAUUCACUGGCUGACACGGGGUGGCCGUUUUUUUUGUGGUAUCAUCCUUCCAGUGUGUACUGCACUGGUCCUCAUGAAACCUAAAAUUAGUCGGAAAGUACACUUUGUGAGGCACAUGAUUUUUGUUAUAAUACGUUCAAAUUUUUAUAACACACAGUACAGUAUCAGUUAACCCUUUAACUCCCACAAUCUGAUUAGUAAUUGUCCCUUCUGGCUGCUAUAAAUUUUAUUGAAUGCUCUAAAUAGGAGAAUUUGUGGUUUUAUUAAUGUAACAUCCUCUUGCUGGUAAAUUUGCAUAUUCCCACUACCUAUCUGUUGGACAAUGUAUUGGAUAUUUUAAGGAGAAGUUACAUGCCCAUCACUUCUGGGCCCAGUAGUUCGAACGCCGGUUAGCGCUAACCCGGGGUUAAAUUUUAACCAGGGCUUAUUUUUUUUUUCAUCAAAAACACUCUCUCAGAUGAUUUUCUAUAUUUUUUUAGAGUAUCCAACCAUCAAAUUGUAGGCAAAGAGAAUUAAACUGAAUUUGCUUUUUACGCUCUCAUAUCUGAGUUCAAAUUUCGCGCUAACCCUGGGUUAUCUUAACCCACCUUCGAACAACCUGACCCUGGGUGUUAAAUAGUUAACUCAAAGGUGUAAACUGAGUUGAGUUGUGCAACAACUGGUCCCACUCAGGGCUACACAUACUUUGAUCAACUUAAAUCUCUUUAUGACAGCAGGCGCUGUACGCUCGUACGUUACGCGAGUCAGCAAAGUAUAUGUGUGUGUACUUUAUACGUGUCACUCUAGUUGUAAGAUAGGGUUUUAGCGACACUUCCCAAGAAAAGCCUUAUUUGUUUUCAAAAUGCUGAUAAGGUGAGCUAGCUGUGACAUAAGUGGACAUUUUGCAAGCUUAUCUUACUGUAAGUGCUUCAAUACAUUCUUUGAAUCAUAAAUCGUUUAAUAUAAAGCGUGAAAAUCAUCUUCUCCAGCCAGUGUGGUAAAAAAAAUCACAUUUUUAAGUGUCAAUGUAUUUAGAAGCAAUUCGUCAUUUAGACUACGAGUAGUCCCCCAUUUUUCCUCAGGGAUAGUAGACCGUGCGAAACGCGAGCGCGCGUGAAAAUCACCCCACGCGAGAAAAGGCGACACGCGGCGGCUGUUUUUUCUUCCCCUAAGGGUCCGGAGAACUCCAGUAGCAUCGGUUACCGUUUUCUACUUCUUCUGUUUUUAUAUAUAGGUCAGUUCUGUGCUAUACUCUUAACUUAGUUCCUUUACCCGUACGCAAAAUGCUCCUGCAGAGAAUCUGCAGAGUUAUAAAGAAGAUACCGUAAAAUCCCGAAAAUAAGCCCCUCCAUGUAUAAGCCCCUCCAAAUACAGGUCCCCCAAUCCAGUAACGCAAAAGACCCUCUGUUAAAUCGCCCCUCCAAAUAUAUACCUCCCGGGGGCUUGUACUUGCAAAAUUGCCCUCAAAUACAAAGUAAAACAAAGUAAAAAUGGUAAAUGUACUUCCAACUAUAAGGCUAGCCGAACGAUCUUGAAACGCAAAUUUCCUUCCGUAGAUAAGCCCCUCCGAAUAUAAGUUCCUCCAAAAAUAAGCCCCUCAAAAAGGGCCUUUGAAAAAGAUAAGUCUCGGGGCUUAUUUUCGGAAUUUUACGGUAUACUAACAAAUUUAAUAAAUAUAGGGAGCACUAACCAUAAUAAUUUUUUGGUGAUUUUUGUAGGCAUAGCAUUAGAACCGCCAAUUUUAAAGAUUAUGGUUAUUGGGUUAUAAAUCGCGAAGAAAUCAUUGUCCUCUCAUUUGUAUUUUUUUCACCAGACGAAUUACGUUUUAACAUGCUGAAGAUUUUUUUUGCCAGGGUGGCACUUGGACAAAUAUCGAACAUCUUGACGUUUCUUAGACUUGUUUACUUCAUGCAAAUAUCCUUUGUUCCAAUAUUAGCGUUAACGUAGCUUUUUCCACGUUAUUAACUGCGUAUUCUGCCAGUUCCAGAAUUCAAUGUAUUUCAAGGGAGUUUUUUUUGAGGUUGUAAAGUUUUCACAUUUGUCAAUUUCCUAAUUUUACAGUUUUUUUGUUUUGUACACAAUAUUUUAGAAAGCAAGCGUUUAAUAUUAAACACCUACACGCCGUUUUGAAUAUUGUUCAAGUGGUAGGGUCAACGUUUUGGGAUGUUUCAAGUGGUAGGAUAUUGCUGAUCUUUGCUUUCGACCCUUUAGUUUGCUUUAAAAGUGAGUCGUAGUUCUUGUCCAGCAACUGCAGCGAAUUCGAAAAACUCUUCGAUCUUCUUACAAAUUCACCUGGGGCGCUUUCCAUUUAGGAAAAAAACCCGGAAAUUUCGGUGGGAGCAAAAGUGGAAUUUCCGAUUGGUAAAAAGUGGUUCCAUUUGGUCGUAAACCCCCGGUACGUGGCUGUACCCGACCGUGGACAUAGUGGAACUGGUACAAACUACGAGAAACGUGCAAACAGAAAACGAAGUUCCGUUCGGAAAUCCCAACCGGGAAAACAGGCCCAUCUUUUUAAAUUUUCCACUUUUUCUGGGAAUUUUCCAGUGGACGAACCGACGAACGAAACGUGUUCCAUUUACCGCCGAACCCGAAAUUCCGGAAAUUUUGUCUAAAUGGAAAGCGCCCCUGGUGAUUAACACGAUUUCGAUGAGAAUCAAUUUUUUUAUUUCGUCGGCACUGAACAUUGUGAUAAUUACGUAAAAAAGACUACACAUGAAAAUAUUAGCCUGCGUAGCGUGCUACUUCGAGGUGCCGCUAUUUAUCUAAAACAAAAAAGGUUCUGUUCUCAUUGGCAGCGGGGACUGUAUCUCAAACAACAUGAUUCUGAUUUAAUGUAGACGCGGUUCUUGAAUUUCAUCUUCAUCAUCAUCCUAACUUUCGGCUGUCGCUGUGUCGGGUUCGCCGUGAAACCUCUUCGAAGUUGUUUGGUCAGACUCUGUGGACCUUCGAGCGCGUCUGAAAUUUUAUGGGGGAGGAUUUCAUCUUUCCGCUUCAGAAAUCGUGCCGCCCUAAACCAAAUCCACGCAUGCUCUCCUAAAUGUACCGUGGAAAGGUCUUGUCGAUUUUAUUUAACUUCCUGGCAGUAUAUUAGAAAGGACAGUUAGGCCUUGCACAAACAAAAUAGCCCGAUCGAAGUCAGCCUUGCAUGCAAUUCAAGUAAGAGUCUAUAUAGCAUUUAUUCAUUUAAUAUAAAAGGUAAUCGUACUUACUGUUCUUUGACACGGCUUGGAACUGUUUCUGCCCAAGGUAAGAAAUGACUAAAACUAUUAAUGAUUACAAUGAAGGCUGUUAGAGUACAAGUUGAUAAAAUAACAAACGUUUUGAGAACGCGUGGGAUACGAACCAUCAUAAAGUAACAAGGGUAAGAUUUCGCCCAACUAAUCCUUCAAUCAAAGCCCCUUUUGACGCUAACCAACUGCCAGCAAUGUUCUUAACUAUCCUUCUGUUGUUAACAGCGACGAGUACGUGAACCAAUCGUAAAAGCAAUAUAUUUAAGCCAUUAAAGCAAAACACUUUACUUAAAAUUCAUUUCUUUUGUUUUAUCCCCCCAAAGCCUUGGAGCAAGUUUUUUUUUUUUUCCUUUUUUUAAUAACAUUUAUUUGGUUACAACACUUCUAAUGAUAAUACUUACAUUUAUAUGGAGGAAAAAUAAAAACAACGUACAAGAGAUAAAGGAAAAAUACAAUAUUACAGCAUUUACAUUUACUCGGAGCAAGUUAGGCCAACUACGAUUUUUAACAUAUUAAAGUUGGGUCUAUUGUCGUGAAUUCAAUUUCCUGCGAGCUGAGGUCUCUCAUGACGAGGCAAGUUUGCCUCGUCUUGAGAGACCUCUGCUAGCAGGCAGUGAAUUCAAUUUCCCGCUUGAUUGAUUGCUGGUUUAUCCGCCUUUUCUUUCCAGAACUUGCAGUUUGAGAGAAUUUGUAGAGUUUCUCGCUUCUCAGCGCUCAUAACAUACAAAACUUUUAUUAAAUUUCACUUCGCACGAUUUCUACGCAGCUCAUACUUUUGAUUCUUCACAGCGUAACGUUUUCUUCAUUGUGAAUAUAGCAUUUUGUAAGCCCCAAAGUAAUAAAGUUAUCAAUGUCCUUUUUUUAUUGUAAACCUCAAAGUCUCGCAGGCGAUUAUGAAUUUGAAUCCACUGAAACUUCUCUUUUUACAUUAAAUUAAACGUUACUAAGAUACCGACUGGUCUUGUAAACAGCCAAGAGAAACACACAGGCUUUUUGCACAUUAUACUGGCAUGUCUUCGAGCAUUUUAGUGAGGCAAACGCAUUAAGCAUUAUUCGAGUAUUUUAAAGGCAUUUUCCCGAAAAAUUGCUAUUUUUGAUCAGAGAAAAUGUAAAUUGUAAUUAAUGUCUUUGCUCUAAAUGUAAAAGAUAUAUAUUUCAAUUUCACCUCAAUACAGCCAUGUAGAGGAUCAUUUUUCUCUGUAUUAAAACUCUCAACUUGUCAUACCUACAUUUUUGUGCUCUUAAACCCUCUUAAAACUGAAUUGGGAUUGAUAACGAAAAUUCUCUCUAUAAUGAACAUUUUUCGAGCAUUUUCUUAAAUGCCAUUUUUGGGUCAAUCCUUUAACCGCCAGGAGGGACAAACAUCUACUUUGUUAUGUGAAGAGGGGAAAUUAUUAAACAGUUUUUUUGUCAUUUUCGUGUUCGAUACUUGUUGGAGGCCCACAACUGUAAAAGUACCAAACGGUAGUCGUUUUUUUUCAUUAUUAUUUCAGCACUCUAUGGGGAACUGACAGGUCACAAAUUUUUUUUUCGUACGGGGUACGACAGACCCCCCCCACAUUUUUUAGGCGACUACCCCCUCGGGGGGGGGGGGGAACAACGCGAAAUUUUCGCGCAACAAAUAACCUACGUUAUGGCUAGUUUAUUUGUGCUAGAAUAACUUUUUUCAUUCACCUUCAAAUGACUGUCAGUUUGCAGUAGUUUUGUUUUGGAACAUCAACGGCCUUACCAUGGAGGCCUGAGGUUGUUUUGCUCACUAGCGGCGAGAAGUCUAAAGAGCAAAGUGCUGAACAAUAGCUGAUUUUUGAUUAUCGCGACACCUGUUUGUUUUCUUUUUUGCAUGUUUCGCAUUGUAGUCGAUAGCCCGAAGUACUCGUAGGAACCGAACAUCCCGAAUAUAGAUUGCCUUUUUCUUCUUAUGAUAUAUGAAUUUCUGAAGUUUUUAGCCAAGAUUUGCUGUUAAACAGAAAAUGUUGAUGGAAGACCAUUAACCAGCAAAUCAAAGGCAGUGUUGGGUUUUGCACUUUACGCGAGGAAAAUGUGGCUCUGUGUUGGAAGAGAAAAUUACUCCUCUCAAGAGCUAUUGCUCCCUAUAAUAUUCAUCAGUUGGAAAGAUUCCUUUGUUACGAAAAUAGUAGGGAGCUUGAGCAACGACGACAACGACGGCAAUGAAAACAUAGCAAAAAAUUAAUUUGCAUCCCUUCAAACUUUAUCGCGUCUAUUUGGACCCUUCAGUUUUUCAAAUAAAGGCGAUUUCUCCUAAACUUGAAUUCUUAAGUACUUUCUCCAGGUUCAAAAAGGCUGAAAGAGAAAUUCGUCGUCGUAUCUUCUCGUCCCCCAUGAAACGUUGCAUUUAGGAAGUUUCACGUCGUAGUCGUGUAGUGGACGUCAAAGAAAUGUACUAAAAAUCGUGGUGCAUGUGCAGAACUGUUGUUGUGCUCAUAAAACCAAUUGUUUUUUGACGUUUUCGUUGUCGUCGUGGUCGUGGUCCUCUCUCACUCUGUCCUCUUUACCGAGCACACCAAUAAUGACGCAACAGCAUUUUCUGCGGAUUACCGGUAGGUUGCCUAACCUGCGUACCAGAGGUUUUUUCUCGCGUGCGACGAGGAGCUUCGUCGGCCAUAGGCCGAAGACACGAGCGGCGACCUGAAACCGCGCAUGAAAAGCCUCUGGAACCCAGGGUAUAGGUUCCCGUACCUUUAAAGCAAGCCGUACGGGAUGGUGCCAAAAAGUGUAACAAAUUGACCGUAUGCGGAAAAAAAACUCGGGCUUACAGAAGAAACCUUGUCAGAAAACCACUUUAAGCGCUCCAAAAAUACGUACCCAAAGUUUGAGUACAGAACAUAGUAAAGCUACUUCAAUUUAAUUCUGAAAAAUAAAAGAGUGAUUUUUACACAGAGUCCAGCCUGGCUACUGUUUCCAUUUGUUCACUCAACACCGUGCUGAGGCUCUUGAAGAUUAUCAGCUGCCAGAGAUGAUGAGGACACCCCUCGAAGAAUUGUGUCUUCAGAUAAAGGUAAUCCGUUUAGACCUCUUCGAGUCCUUCUUUCCUUCGUUGAAAACGGAGAAUUUUUUCUCCGUUUUCAAAAAAAUACGCAUGCACACUAGCGUUAGCCUGCGUAGCAGGCGCUUGAAAGUAGUGGGCACAAGAAAAAAAGGGCGCGCGAGAAGGAGACGAGCGUGUCUCCCUCGCGCGCGCCCCUUCUGUCUUUCGCCCACUACUUCCAAGUGCCUGCUACGCGGGCUAACGUAGCGUAUUCGAAUCGUUUUCGCCCGUCCACACGAAAACGCUAAAACGCUAGAAAUAUAGCAUCUCUUAUGGAGCAUGCAUCAUGCUAGUAGUAUAUGAUGUAUGACAUCGUCGCAUUCGAAAACCUCCGUUUUCGUCCGUCCACACAGAAACGGAAAGCCGGCGUUUUCAAAAAUCUCCACUCUUGGGAGCGUUCUUGAAAAGAUGAGUUUUCGGUGACCGUUUUUACCGGAUACGUGUAGACGGUAAGCCAAAUCGGGGAAAAAACUGUCCGUUUUCAAACAAAAACAGAUACGUGUGGACUGGGCCUUAGGGUCAGUUCAAGUUGACAAAAUUAGGAAAUGAGCAGAUAAAACCUGGUCCAAAUAACAGACCAAUUUUGUAAAUUUCAUUUACGGAUUAGACCAAUUUCAGUAUAUAUUAAAAUUCAUACUUGGCUCCGAGGCUUGAGGGAACAAAACAAAAGAAAUGUAUUAUUCAUUACUGAGCAUCAAGAUGAUUUCUUUUGUUUUAUUCCCUCAAACCUCAGCACCAAGUAUCAGUUUUAAUAUAUUGAAAUUGGUCUAAUCCGUAAAUGAAAUUUACAUGAAACUAUUUAUAAUGAAAAGUAACCGAAAAGGGAAAAGGAAUACCAGGCGACUUUAAUUGCAUUUCUAUUGAUGUACGCAAUCCGGUGGGAUUUUUAGCUCUUUCCUUCUAAAGAGUGACUAAUAGUCAAGAUUCAACAAUAUUUUCUAAUUUGACUCUGUAAAAUGCUGAAAAAUAAGAAGCACUAUGUAAAAGUACAGCUAAAAUCGUUUCAUUUGAGUGGUCACAGCACUGGAUUUUUUUCACAGACUCAAAAGUUAGAUGAGCCGCGUUGCACUCGCACACUCUAUAUCUCACUCUGCGUGAGUGAAAGGAAGGGUUGUUGAGGCAUGGGAUGCUUAUCAUUUACAUAAACCACCCGGGUGUUAAUCUUGUGUAUAAAUAUAAAACUACAAAAUUUGACGUGGUAGGAGGACGAUCCGCUACAAGGUAUAUCCAACUCGGCUAAAGACUAAAACCAGUAGAAAAAUUGCAUCAUCUCUAAUCACAGCCCAUGUUUUCUGAAACUUCUAAAUGGAAUGGCGCGAACCACUUGAUUUUCCAUCCGGAAUUUCCAGCUUCCCCAUGUAACUGGUAAGAACCCUCAGGGCCGAGCCUCCCUCAGUAGGCUACCCCCGAUGGCCAUGUGUGAAUAUGAACUUUGUUUACGUUCUGUAGUAAUGAAAAAGUAUUUUCGCGUCAAAGCGACUUCGCAUUUACUUCCGAUUUGAAAAGCGCCCACUUUGCUAAUUUACAAAACCAAGCGUUGAUAGUUUUGUUGUUUUGCCUUUGUCAGAUUCUUAAACUGGGCAUGAUCAGACCCUUCCUGUCCAAGGCCCUGCAGCCUCCUGAGGAACAGGCCGUCAUCAAUGCACUGGAAGUACUUCGGCAAUUGGUAGGAGUGUGAGCACAUCUCACAUCUUCUUACUGAUUUUUUUACUACAACUUCAUGGACUAAUUAGACUGUAAACACUUGCACUCACACGGGUACCUAGCCUCCCACACAGACAUUCUUAGGGCUUCCCCACGAAGCCCCGGGGGAGGGGUGGGGGAUUCUCGACCAAUAUUUGGGUAUAGUUGAGUCGCUGAGGGUUUGAAACUCCGACCCUGUGUAGUACAACAAAUCCUAACAUACGUAUCCUAAUUAGGACAGCACUCUCAAUUUUAUUACCCUGUUCAGGAAAAAGGAUAAAAUGCGCGCCGUUUUGGUUUUAAGUCCUUUAUUGGCAAUUGCAACAGAGUAAAUUUACGUUAUAGUCAUUUCUUCGGUAUACUUGAAGUACAAGCGAAUUUCAUCAAGCAAAUCAAAUCAAUCGUGCAAGCAAUACCCUGUUUACAGUAAGGCAGACUCGUGCGAAAUUAUAUACCCUGUCUAGCACAGAGAGGACAAAAAGCAUACUCUGUCCAGCGGCCCAUCCUCGUAUAGGCCAUAUAAGGGAGUACAACCGCCGGUCACAGUGUCUAAGAACGUCUGCGAGGGAGUUAACGGGUUUUAAAGUUUACGGCUUAUUACUCCCGACUGAGCAGUUAAAGACUUAAAAAAAAAGUGCAGCGUAAUUGAAAAAUACCUAAACUGGUACAAAACCUCGAAGCGUAGGCUUGUAAUUUGUAUUUUAUUUUCAUUAAACAGAACAUGUCGUGUUUCUGCUUCGUUUUAAAUCACCAAAAGCCGUCAGUUACCGGCAUGCAUUUGUGACACGCUAGCCUGCACCUCGUAUUUUCCUGUUCAUACCACAGUCCACAUUUUGACGUAAUCUAUCAUCUGUUACUGAACACAUGCAAAGCAAUAUGGUACCUGUUUGUUAAAUGUUGUGUUGAUGAUAUUGCAGAAUGCACUGGACGGCAACGAAGAACUGACUCCUCUUGGUUAUCACUUAGCGGCCUUACCUGUCAGUCCACGAAUCGGCAAAAUGAUCUUAUUUGGUGCAAUCUUCUCUUGUUUGGAUCCUGUGCUCACUGUUGCGUCCGUUUUAGGAUUCAAGGAUCCUUUUGUCUUCCCACUGGUAAGCUCAAACCGACCUAAUAGUCUUCCUACUCAGUUUCUGACAAAAAUAGCUUUCACUCCUCUGGAAAUCCAUACCUGGUAGGCGUAUUGUUCACGCAUUAAACACCAGAUUAAGCACGAUUUUUGUGCUCCCAUGUGAACGGGUGUUUCGUACCGGAAGUAAAUAAUCUGACCUACGCAUCCUUACGCAUGCUUUUAGCGCAUACUCAUCUGGUUUACUACAGAAUGCCGUAGUAAUCCUCAUAACCUAAAUUUCACCUCGUUUAGUGUGGUGGGUCUUCACACAAUAGUGGGUUGAUUUCUCUGUGGGCACAAAAAUCAACCUCGUAUAAAGGGAUGGCUCUUUCAUGUCUGAAAUGAGUAGUAAACGAAAAGUAGAGGGAACACCUAGUCACGGGGUGCAGAUUGCCUGUUCAACAUGAUGCUAAUUUUCUCCAAUAAGUCGCUUUUAAUUUUUGUGUGAGACUACAAUGAGUUGCUUUUUGGGACUGAUUAUGUGAUCUCUAUAACGUUGUUGAGUAUAUUUUACGUCAAGAUUUUAAUCCAUAGGGUAAACAGAAAGAAGCUGAACAAGCGCGCUCUAAGUUCGCUGGCGACACGCGGAGUGAUCAUCUAGCCCUUCUAAAUGCUUUCCAGGUGAAUGUUUUAUCAUCAGAUUUACAAGUGACUGGAUACUGCUUGCUCCAGCUGUCCAAAAUGUGGGCAACAACUACUUAUCAGGGUUGGCAAUGAUAAGUAAACUUUGAGUGAAAUGCAACGUAGACUGUUCUUACUCUCACAUCAGCCUUAGAUUUCGUUUCAGAUUUUUUAGUGGCUACCUAACUGUCAAAAUGGCUGUAAAAUUUACUUUGUUGUAGAAUGUCAAAAAAUAAGCUGCCUUUUAAACCCUUUUAAAUUUUUUAAAUUUAGAUUAAAGGUGAAAACCUUUUUUUUUUUUUAAAGAAAUCACUGUUUCUGUGGAUUUUCUCGCCAGAACAUGUAGAAUCUGGAACUGUUUAGCUAACGUACUUGAUUUCAGCUCAGUGUCCUCAUUAAUGGAUGUUCCUCAGACGUUUCCUGAAAGUGUUCUAGUGUUCGUUCCCUAGAUUGCCUGAUCCUUUGUUGUAUGAGGCCAUUUGCUUUGUAUCUGUUACUUCUUACUCUCUUACGCUUUAAUUGACCUUAUUAAGCUGUUACAGUCUCCCCGACAAUCCCCCUCUUAAUUUAGUAGUGGUGCAUGGUGUGUGCUUUAUUUUUCUUGUUCAAACUGCUUUUACUAUCUUUUAAUUUAUACUUGUGCAAACGAAACUUGUAUUACAGUUAACUCUCUCUAAGACAGACGCCAUUGGAACAAGGACUUAGUGUCCGUCUUACAAAGGGAGUCAAGAAAGGCAGGGACCAACUCUAGGUGUCCGUUUCACAGAGGUGUACAUUUUAUAGAGUCAAAUAAAGGGAGUCAAGAAAGGCAGGGACCAACUCUAGGUGUCCGUUUUACAGAGGUGUCCGUCUUACAGGGUUGUCCCUUAAAAGGCAGUUGACUGUAGUAUUAUUAUUGAUGUUUUUGUUUGUAUUGAGCUAUUAGAGCGGUUUUCACUUGACUGUCGAAAGGGAUUGGUUUUGGUUUUGGUUUUGGUUUUACUACGCCCUUUGGUUGGCUAGUGUAUUUACUUUGGUUUUGGUUUUACGACAGUCAAGUGAAAACCGCUCUAAUUUUGUUUUUUAUUUGUUUUUGGUAUCAGGGCUGGGAACAGUCUGUGAGAAAUAGACGUGAAAGGGACUUCUGCUGGCGAAACUUCCUUUCUAUGAAUACUAUGAAGGUAAAAUUACUGCAAAAUCCACACAGCUAAAUUGGUCUUCCAAGGACUUCAUGUUAGCUUUUGCAAAAAUGGGGUUUUACUUGUAAUCGACGUUUUUUAUCAAACAUUGUUGUUCUGUUGUUGUUGUUGUUUUGAACGCGGUGUUGUUUCAGACCGCUUUAAGAUGAGUGGCCGGGAAAAUGCCCACCCUCCCGUCCCGUGACCCAUAAUUUUGCUCUAAUUAAGAAAUCAGUCUCUUAACGUUGGGUUAGGAAAGGGCUGUGUGGACAGUUUCCCAUAAUUUUUAUACCGGUCCACUUCAUUAAUGGGCUGUGCUGUUGCCAGUAGUAACCGUUUUUAACGUUUUUAAAGCCUCGGUUUAGACCCCCACUGAAACAACAGUCGUUUUCAAACGCGUUAAAAGGGGGGCAUUUUGUACGGUUGUACCAAUCUUAUAGGCAUCAAAACUACGCUGUGUUCUUAUUCGUUUGGAUGAAAAUGAUGAAUUCAGUUCUAUGAGAAGGUCGUAUCGUUUUCUAGCAAGCUUGUUUCUUGGGAUGCGGGUCUUUUCGCACGUUGUUUUCUCGGUCCUUUUCGGUGCGUUUAAAGUAGACUUCGCUUAUAUUUCUUUUGUUAAGGUUGUCCUAAUACAAAGGUCUGUUUUAUACUUUAAAAGCAGGACCGGGUUGUUCGAAGCUGGGUUAAGAUAACCCACGGUUAGUGCGAAAUUUGAACUUGGAUAUGAGAGCUUAAAAAGAAAAUUCAGUGUAAUUCUCUUUGCCUACAAUUUGAUGACUGGAGAAAGAAUAGAAAAAAUUAUCUGAUAGGUUGCUUUUGAUAAAAAGAAAAAGAAACCUGGGUUAAAAUUUAAUCCAGGGUUAGCGCUAACCGGCGUUCGAACAACUGGGCCCAGGACUCAACAUAUUUGAGGUAACCAAACAUUUUUGAAUGAAACAUUAAGCGAAGUUAUAUUCAUUUUUUUCUAUUUAAUUUCAGAUGAUAAAAGAUAUGAAGAAGCAAUUUUCUGGAUUACUUCAUGAGAUUGGAUUUCUCGAUUCAGCUGAUCCUAAGGCGCCUGCCGCCAAUCGCAAUUCAGGUACUUUAGUUUUUCCUUUUCUUUAAGUUUCUCUUCUUCUUCCUUAUAUUUGUUCUUUGUUUGACAAUUUGCAGAAAAUUUAAAGCUUGUAAAAGCCGUUUUAUGCGCGGGUUUGUAUCCAAAUGUUGCCAGUAUACAGCAUCAUCCAUCGUUUAAGAGGUAGGCAAUAACAUUCAUUUUGUUCUCAGCCCCUUGAGGGGGCAGUAUGCAGAGAAUGGAAGUGUUCACCUAAUAACAACAAAGAUCCACUUUAUGAAUAGCACACUUUUAUUUGUAAAAUUUGUUACAUAAAAUCAGUUACAGAGUGUUUUUGGAAGGAUGUAGACUGAGACUGUAAAAGUGCCUGGGCGGGUCAAGGUUUUAUUACUUGGCCCGGGGGUUUUUGGGAGAAAUCAUUGGAACGUCCAUUGAUGUCCCUUCACUGACCAGUUACGGUAUCGGCGAGUAUACUUUGAUGAUGUGAGCGUAGUUUGCUUAAAAAGUCCAAGAAUUUUCAAGAUUCUACUCUUAAACCGUGAUUUUUGUUUAGCGGGAGGGGAGGGCAUUAUCAGAGACUAUGGGGACGUCAAAUUCAAACGCCGGUUUUCAUGGCACAGCUUUGUCGCAUGCAACGUUCUUAUGAUAAGCCGACGACACAAAUCUUAAACCGGUAAAACCUAUAACCCUUUUCAACGUACGCAAAAAUUACAAAUAAAAAUACUUUCAUCUUUGCCAUCGUCGCAAAAUGGAAGUCACAAAAAGUUGUUUGUUUGUUUUCCACCUGCAGGCCUCCUAAACUUCGAACACAGGAAGAUGGCUUGGUGUAUCUUCACCCCAAGUCAGUGAAUGUUGACGUCAAAGUGUUUGAGGACAACUGGUUAAUUUAUCACGAAAAAAUGAAGUCAUCCUCGGUAUUAUAACAAACCUAUAAUUUCAUUUUUAAAACUAAGGAAAACAGCUCUUCCGCUGUUUGUUUUGUGUUAAUUCUAACACAGUGAAAUAGGCCAUUUCCGAGUUUCCCCGGGCCUCUGUAUCAAAACGAGGUUAAGUGUUCAGCCUUUGACAUGGAAAUGGUUUUUCAUUCUCAUGUAAAUAAAUCUCAUUUUCACAAGAAAGGUUGUGCACUUGGCCUCAUUUUGAAAGUGAUUGUCUUUGGUACUCGGAAGUGACCUAUUGGAGUUUGGUACCCUUGUCACGUGUCAGCUUGAAGAUCUUUCCGAGUUCUAAUUGGUCCAGACGAUUUCACUCGCUUGGUCCAGGCUACAUGUAUUUGUUCUGUGUCUUAACACCCGUUUUCUUGUACCCUGCGAGCGGUGGUUUCUUCUGGCCGGAGAAACCACUGCUCGCAGGGUAAUUUUCUGGUGACUUAAAUCCUAAAACUUGUUUGUAUCAUAAAAGGUGGUUUUGUGCUCGUUUAAUCUACUCUAAGGGAGUAGUUCACAGUAUUUUGUAAGAUUCUGUUGGGCUUUGUAUAUUUUACAUCACACUUACGAGAAACAGCUAACCGAUAUUCUGAAAAGUUUUCUAAUAUGCAAUCCAUUGUAAUCUUAUCUUCUUUUACCAACCAUUACCAUGCACUUUUUAGUCUUCCUUGCAUUUCUUCUUUGAUUUUCUUUAACUCUGAGUGUUUGGUUUGUUAUUUAGUUCUAUGAACAAUUUAUAUUGAGUAAAUCUAAAAAUGGCUUGAGUAAAUGAUAUAUUUUUGCCCGCGUGAAAAUAAACGGUCUGUUUAUUUGUUGCAGUUAUUCCUGUACGACAGCACCAUGAUCGCUCCCUUUCCUUUGUUAUUCUUUGGUGGUGAUAUUUCUGUGUUUAUGGAAGAAGGCUAUGAAACUGUGGCCGUCGACGACUUCAUUAAGUUCAAAUCUCCCACAAGAAUCGCUAAUUUGGUUAAGGUUUGUGUGGUUUUUAGGAUAUCGCCAAACAAAGUUAACUGUUCAAUGAUGACCUACGGACUAUUUCAUACAUGCCAAAAAGAACGUAUUAAUUAUCGACAUUAUUGUGAGUAAAAGUUGGUAGACUCGGGGGUUAUGUCGCAGGGAAACUGUCUGCGUACGCUUUUAUCUUUUAAUUCAUGCGACACAAAUUUUUGUCGCCACGACAAGUCGCGCGAAAUUUCAUGAGGAAAUUUCAUGAGUCAGUGACUCAGGCGGCUUGGAAGAAAAAAAUCCCGGGAAUAGUUCAGGUGAAUAUCAUUGAAAGUGCGCCAUGAACCUUCGUGUGCCCGUUUGGGCAACAUGUCCCAUCACCAAAAUCAAAACUGAGUUAGCUAAUCACGUCUCUUGUUCGUGCAUUGAGGAAAGCAACCAUCAGCGACAUUUUUUUUUGUUUGUGCGGACCCAGCUACUGUGUGUCUUCGCUACACUUCCUUGUUACACGUCCCUGAGGGAGUACUGCUUAUGAUUUUGCCCCCGCUACACCUCUCUGUAAGAUGUCCCUUCUUGUGUCCGGGCUCGUAUAUCCCGUAUUUCUCGUUGGAACUAACGGCCAUCAAGAGAAAUUCUUCUCCUCUAACCAUCUUGGUAUUCCCGAAUUUCCGGCUUCUGGUCUUAUAUUUCACAAUCGUGAUUAGCUUUGUAUGAAAUAUGCAUUUACCCUGCAUAAGACGCGAAUGAGAAAUUCGAGGCACAAAUACAUGUAUUGAACCGGGUACCAGCGAGGGAUAAGACGCGCGUGAGUGGCCGAACUACCUCUCUCCUCGCGCGUUUCCUCCUUCCUCUCGUGCAUCGCUUAUCUCAUACCCCGUGUCUCUUAGUAUAGUGACUACUACGCAGGUUACGAUACAUAAUGCACAAAUGGAUGGCUAACACACCGAGCCUGAAUAGUCUAGCGGCCGAAAGGACGUGUAUAAACAGUAUGAAAUGAACUUUCUUCAUAGGAGCUGAGAGUUGAACUUGACAAACUGCUGAGACAAAAGAUAGCCCAGCCCAAAAUGAAGCUGAGCGCAGGUCCUGGGACUGGUGACAAGGAAAGUGCUCUUCUGCGUGCCAUCAUCGAUCUGAUUACCAGCGAGGAGAAUACAAACUGGGUGAGCCUCUCUAGGCCUCUUUUUCACAGUUCUAUAAUAUAUUUAUGAAAAACGACGCUUUUUACUGAUCCCAUUAACCUGUGCUAAUAGCUAAAAGAGUGUAAAGAUUCAAUCCACAUGUGACUGUUUUUCCGUUGCUUACCACCCUGAUUUGCUCAACCUCAUCCCCAUGGCUUUUUUCAAAGGAAAAGCCCUGGGAACCAGGUUGUGAUGGGCCAGAUGUUUGUUGGCCUCACACUACAAGAUAAGUUGGUUUCAAGUAAGCAUUUUAUUCCAGUGCAUUUGAAAAUCCUAAGUCGCUCUAUAGAAAACAUGUCUUUACACUUGUUGACAAAGUUUAUUACUUGAAGUACAAUCUGCCAACAUCUUUCAAGGUAAAAAAUCUUUUUAAGGGUUUUCACCCCACAAGAAAAUGCUUACGUACUUCGUUUUUUAUGAGUACUUUGCAGCGGCGUAAAAAAACAUCAACAACAACCAACUUUCUCUAGAAUGACUCAACAAUGCCCUUCUCGGCAAAUAAAUCGCCGUUGGUUUUGGGCUUGGCCUCGUCAGUAAAUUUGGUUUAGAUUACUCUUGGCUAACCGACGCAUCCACUAUAGAAUAUUUGUCUGUUCGUUCAUUAGAAUCUUGGAACCUCUGCAUGUCCAGCACGUCGCUUUUCUAUGGCUUUCAUUACCAAUUAUGUUCGAUUCUUUAGUGUGGUGAUGAACAUACUUUCCAUGGUCACCAAUUAGAGUUGAAGUAAGAACAUUUUACCUCUUCACACUCAAAGUAGGUUCUCCGAGUACAAGUAGAUUAUACCUGCAAGGUCUAGCGUUGAGCCAGCAGUUCAUAAGUGUUACUAUGGUUCUCGUUUCAUAAUUUCGUAACUGUGAACGUUGAAACUCAUUCUUACUUUGCUUAUAAGGGGCUCUUAACUUAUUUAAUAGUAUUUGUGAUCAUUUCUUUCUUUCCAUAGAAAAAACAAAAGCAACUUGCCAGUGACACACGGUUAAGACAUUAUUAAGAGCUACAGCUGUCUUGGAAACCUAGCGGUCACCAUGGAAGAUUCGGAGAGAGUCCUGUUGGCUUUUAGGAUCAAAUAAUCGCUCAUUACACUCGUUGGCUCAGCAGAUGUGAUAAGCCAUCACAAUCACGUUAUUUGACGGGUCUUUUGCAUCCCCCAUCCUCGUUACCGGCGUCAACCAACGGACUUUCAUUUUUGUGGUCAGUCAUCGUUAUACGCUAGCACCUUGUUUACAUUCCGGCUCCAGUCGUCGUCAAUGACCUCGCCUCGAAUUCGAAUGAUUUUCAGUUGUUUCAAGCGGAAUAAAAGAAGAAGGUUAUUUGGAUGCCUCCAAGAAGUCACAAAGCUCGUUUCAAAUUCGUAAUCCAGUUGGUAAUGGCAUGUCGUUAAGGAUUCUCUGUGUCUUAUUUGUUUCCCAGCUGUUGUUACUACGGACGAAUGCUAAAUCGAUGUAACUAAAACGACUUGAAAGAAAACGGGGAACGGGCAAGUAAAAAAGGGGAACAAAACCCAACUUGAACUCCAGCCCUUUCAGUAACGUCAUUGCCAAUUUUCUGUUUUGUUCCUAUUUUUCAUUUUUGUAUUUCCCCUUUUCCGUUCCCCGUUCGUUUGUAAAAUCCUCGUUAAAUCUUUAUCUUUGAAACUUUGCAGUCGAACCCGCAAGAGAUGAAAGCUAUGAAUUCGGACAAUCACUACUUUAAUACAUUAGCAUUAGGACAUCCGUCGGACCAAAACAGUUUCUUUGAAUUUAGUAUUAUAGGAGAACGACCUUUCUCUAGAAUAAAAACUUAUUUAUUUGCAAAGUCGUUUGGUCUUGUAGGAGCAGAUAGUUAUUACUUUUUCCUAGGAAUAAAAACAUUCUCUUAUAAAUCAGAGCUUUCCUCGAGUUUUAUUUCACCGCCAUUAGAGCUUUUAAGAUCGUAACGUUAGAUAGGUCAUUCAUGAGUUAAAACCCAAAUCUCUUCUUAUUACCUAAUGGGGAAGAAUUUCUUCAAAAACAGCUUCUCUUUCCCAAAACCCAGGCAUCCUUAAGUACAAAGGUACUCAAAUGUACUAAAACUAGAAUUUCAUCAGCUAGAAUUAAAGACCACCUUGGCCGAGUUUUCAUGGUGCUGGGCUUGCCUUGUAACCUGGACGUCCAUCACUCUUCAUUCCCAACGCGUAACCGGUCCCACGCGCGGAAAGCGAUAGGAGUGGGGCUGUAUUUGCAGGCUACGCGAACCAUUAUUUUAAGGACCACUUGGACAAACAGCAACUACUGAAAGCAGGAUCUUGUUGUAGAUCAGGAUCAGCAAUAUAAAAUAACACUUAGAUUUGAAGGCAAGGCUGAUCGUACAGCUAAGGGUUGGCAAUUUUAAAUGUAUUUGUCCAUGAAGACUAGUUUUGUCUAGUCGAAAUAUUGGGCAAAUAAAUUUGUAAAUUACCAACCCUUAGCUAUACGAUCCUUCAGUUUUAGGAGUCAUUGCAAGAAAAAACAUGCAGUGCACAGGUGAAACCAAUUUCAGCAACCACACACCACCAACUCCGCGAUUUAGUAUGGGCUAUACCUUGCGCAUACACACAGCCAUUUUACCCAGUCAGUGGCAUGGCAACCAUGGACAACUGUUUCGUCCUCAGUCCUCAUUAGGAUUCAUCAGCAUGGCAUAGCCCCAGGAAGUGUGUACUUCUUUGCUGAAAUUGGUAGUAUAUAGUACAUAGGUGUCAUUUUGUGGAGUUAGUGCUUUUGUUGAUUGCACUUGAAAAAAUUGUUGUUAACCUUAUACCGAUUUUGCUGUCCCCCAACCUGAGAUCAGGCGUUAUUUUAUUUUAUUAUUAUUAUUAUUAUUUUUUUUUUUUGCUUCUUUGGCUCAAGAGGGAAAAAAAUAACGCCCUCUUCCCGUGAGAGACAUAAAGGGAUAAUAGGGAGAGGGCAUGAUCUCAGGCUAGUCCCCUUGCUGCACAAUCCCAUAGAUUUUAUUUGGGCAACCUGUGGCAGAACGACAAGGGACUGAGCUCUACACAUGGUUGCGAGGCAACGGACGGUUGGAAUACUUAAGCCAAAAUGGCGGAAAAGGUAGCGUCGUUGAGUGAGUUUACAAAACAGCAUGAAAUUAACAACAGAUUUUGAUUCAAAACGAACGAUGAUGUUAUGGAGGAAAGAAUAGGUCUUUUGACUUUUAUUUCGAACUUUGACGCGGGAAAUCUGGCCCGUGUUGAAAAAGUAAAGCAAGAGGAAGGCAGCUCUUGUACUGAAGAUGCGGACGGGACGGUCACUAUUGUUCCUGAUUAUGACUAUAAUGUUUGGACCGCUCCUGAUUGUGCAGGAACAGACUAUGAAAAUGGUAACAGAACUUGGUUUUAUUUUGGCGUCAAAGGAGGCCAGCCAGGCAAACUUUUGCGAAUAAAUAUUAUGAACUUGAACCGCCAAGGAAAGCUGUAUGGUCAAGGAAUGACUCCUCUCGUGAAAGUGGUCCCGUCAAGGAAUAAGUGGGAAAGGAUACGGGAUAAGCCAAAAUAUGAGGUAAGGGUUGUUUUUGUAAAGGCGUUAUGAAAAAUAAACAUCAGUUGUGUCAGUUUUGAUUUAAGCCAAAAUUAAAACUGUGCAGAAUCGCUUAGUUUUAAUUGCAUUGAAUGGCUUUAAUCAAAUCUGUCACCUGUUAAACAAAGAAUGUUUGUCACGGUUGUUAGCGUGCAGUUUUGUAGUCGUUGUGUUUUAUCUCGUUUUAUGCGUGGACUGUCUUGACAAUCGUAUUAAGCUCACAUACAUGAGGUAUUAAAGUACAGUAGUUUCAAAUUGCUGCAAAUAAUAUGGGAAACAAUCUAUUUUCUGCAACAUCUACUGUAGCUGAAAAUUCGGAGUUUUGAUUCUGGUGGAGAAAAUUUGGCUUUCAAUAAGGAUUGUGGUUUCAUGAGACAUUUUGUAUGCCCACAUCCAGGCAUGUCAGUAAGAGUAGGUUGCUGGCUAAUUUCACGGCUGAAAAAGACCAAUUCCUCUGGAGAACAGAGGGAAAAUUUUGAAGGUACAGUUGAGUGAAUUAGCCAUCUUGACUGUUCAAACUCAUCAGUAAUGAUGAGCUUGGGAGCAGGUGCCUCAAAGGUUAGUGGGCAGCCAAAGCCUAAUCAGCUUUUCCUUAGCUACAUCACUGGUUACCAAUAUUUGACGGAGUACCAGUAGUAUGCUUUAAGCAAGGGCAUAUUUAAACCCCAGGCUGCAAUUCAUCUUUUUCUUUUUCUUUUUUAGACAGAGGAUGGUCAGUUCAAACUGUCAUUCACAUAUCGUUUUCCUGAUCAGCGGAAUGGUGUAUGUUACUUUGCUUUUUGCUAUCCAUACUCUUACUCAGAGAGCCAGGCAAAGCUAGAAGAAUUAGAUCAUAAUUUCAGCAGCUGUCAGCAAAUGUCAUCAUCAUCUCCAAAGGAUGACAUUUACUACCAUCGGGAACUUCUUUGUUACUCACUGGACAACCUUAGGGUUGAUCUGUUAACAAUAACAUCAGCUAAAGGUAUUUUGGAGAGCAGAGAGGAUUGGCUGCCGAGCCUCUUUCCUGAAAAAACAGUUCCAAGAGCACACCGGUUUCAAGGGAAAAAGGUCAGUAUGUGAAGGUUUCUUGCACUUUAAUAAACAGCUAACACAUGGAGUAUGUGCAUCUCAAUAAAUUAUUUUUAUUUUGCACAAACUGCAUUAUUUUUUGGCAAUAUUAUCUUCAAAGUGUCAGAUUCAUGAAAAAUGUCUUUUCUAGAACUAUAAUUAAUAUUUAGCAGGGCUUGAGUCAUCUGGGACAACUAGAUUUUCAGGAUGGACAGGUUAUCUUUCAUCCUUUACUUGCUCAAUGGGCAAUGGUCGGGCAAGUCUAAGUAACUAAAUCAUAAACUAAGACAUUAGUGCUCAAGCCCUGUAUUAGAAGGCUCACUCUUGAAUUUAAUCAGGUUUGAAGGUUAACUACAGGCAACAAAAGAGUUAAGUUUGCCUUACAAAUAAUAAUAAUUAUUAUUGUUGUAAACUUUAAUGUAAAUUCUGUAGAAGUUGUAUUUUUCUGGGUCAUGUCACUUUAUUACGUUUACCUAUACAGAUUUGCUUUGAUUUUAUAAACCACUAUCUUAAUUUGUACAUGUUAAGUUACCAACCAGAACUGCUACAUUUGUGACUCUUGCAGGUGUUUUUCUUGAGUGCAAGAGUACAUCCUGGUGAAACGCCAUCAAGUUUUGUCUUUAAUGGUUUCCUGGAUUUCAUUUUACGUAGAGAUGAUCCAAGGGCUGCAGCACUGCGAAACCAAUAUGUUUUUAAAAUGAUACCAAUGUUAAAUCCAGAUGGUGUCAAGCGUGGUCACUACCGUACUGACACUCGAGGUGUAAAUUUGAACCGUGUUUACCUUGAUCCUGAUCCUUCACUUCAUCCUUCAAUAUUUGCCGCCAAGAGUGUUAUUGUAUACCAUCAUAAUAAUGGCAACUUGCAUCAAAACUCUGAUGUUGAGAAAGUUUGCACUUGCAAUGCUGGAAGUGAGGAAGAGUCUGUUCUCCUGCAGAAUACCUCCAAAUCUUUAGUCAACAAUACCAUUUUGGAUGUUACAACAAUUCCAGUGGCAUUAAAGCCAGGUUCGCCAGAUUCUGAGUCUCUUAAGUUGGAGUUACAAAGUGUAACUGUAGACAAGGAUGAUUUCAAUAACAACAGUGAUACCAUGGAAACUGCACUGCUAUCUAAAAAUGUAGACUCAUUGGCUUUGGAGGAUGGUGUUUUGUCUAGUCAAGAAAAGGAAAUUUCAUCAAACACUGAUGCUCAAAAGGAGACUUCAAUUGUCGAUCAGCUUUCAAAUGAGAGCACCAGCAGUAUGUCAAGUGAUAUGUCAAACAAUGGUCUUCCGAGACAGUUCGCUCAAAGAAAAGUUGAGCAAACACAAGAGUUGCAAAACUGUUGCAUAAACUGUUUGUCCAAGACUUGUGGUGAAAGCAGCAGUGGUGUCGCAUACUAUGUUGAUCUUCAUGGUCAUGCUUCUAAGAGGGGAUGCUUUGUUUAUGCAAACUACCUGGACAAUGAGGAUGACUAUGUGAGAUCUAUUUUGUUUCCAAAACUCAUUUCCUUGAAUUCAGCCAACUUUGACUUUGCAGCUUGCAAUUUCACGGAAAAGAAUAUGUAUAGCAAGGAUAAGCGGGAUGGCAUGUCCAAAGAAGGAAGUGGUAGGGUGGCUAUUUAUAAGGCCACUGGAAUUGUACAUAGGUAUGGCAACUUACAAAAAUAUUGAGGCAAUGAAAUUUUGACACCUUGACAGUUUCCAUGCUCUCCACUGAGAUUCUUAGUGUGACGGUACCUGGUGGUUGCCACUCACAGAACGGUCAUGGUUACCUUCUGCGCCUGCUUGCAGCUCCCUUUAAUUCAGUUUGUCCAUGCGCCUUCCCCACACCCAUCUCAUACAGAAAACUAGUGGCAAUGGGUUUAAGUCCACUUAACUACCUAAUUUUUAUUUAAAUAUUAAUAGGGCUCUUCGAGCUCCCAUAUCAUGUCUUUUCCCAGAAAAGUCCCUCCCCUUAAUGUUAGUUUGCACAUUCAAGAAAUACAAGAAAAUAGACAGUGGCUUAAUCUAUCCUCACUUUCAAUUUUUAGGAAAACAAUUCUCCUCCACUAAGUCUGAGCUCUCUAUAAUACUCUGUGUAUAAUCCCAUAUUUUGCAGUUUCUGAAGAUCAAUGUAGCCAAUUUUAUAGUUUUUUGAACGAAAAACUGUUCUUUGAACUCAUGAUCACCGUCCCUAUGGCUCUUGGCUGAAACUUUUAAAAAGUGAUCAGGUCAUUAGUUGCAACAGAAAUCUCUUACAUAAGUUCAGUAUAACGAGUUUUUGAACUCAAUCAGAAAGAUGAUAUAUAUUUUUUUAUUUAUACUCUUCUAGCUAUACGCUGGAAUGUAAUUACAACUGUGGAAGGACGGUGAAUUGUUUACCACCAGCCACUUGUGAUAGUGGGCGUGCCACACCACCCCCAUCUCCAGGCUUUCCACCCAAGUAUACACCUGAUAUUUAUGAAGAGGUACAGUCAUGUAAAUAAAAUACAAAAAUCUUAAAAACAUUAAGAGAACUAAGGGUCGGAGGAGGAGGCAGGCUAAAAAAUGUCAAAUCCAGUAGUCCAGGACUGGUAGCUUUUCUUGCGAGGCAAGUAAAUUUUUUAAAGCUCACUUGCCCAAUGGCCAAGGGUCUAGGAAAGUCAUCCCUUCAUUAAUUCAUAAACUAAGACAAGACAUGGCCCCAGGCAGUCAAAUUGUGAGGGUUGCUUGCCCAAAGGCUGGAAUUGAAGUUUUUUUCUUUAGCCCUGCUGAAAUACUUUAACUUGAUGAUAGCACUAAAUAAGGGCAACUGAACUGCAGUAAACUUGAUCAGUACAUUGCAUUUUUUUAUACCUGUAAUUCUCUCACAUCUCACUGUUAAAACAAUACUGACCUGAAAGAUUUGCAAAUGUAGGUUGGACGAGCAUUAGCAGUUGCUGUGCUAGACAUGAACAAUUCAAAUCCUUGGUCACGUCUUCCCCUUAGUGAGUUCUCGUCUUUGGAAGGUGUAAGAAACUGGAUCAAAAGAUUUGUUAAGAGCUCCAAGAAUGCACCUUCAGUUCCAAAGAAACUUUCUCGAGUAAUCACUAAAACCUCCAGGUUUGUUUUUUUAUUCACUGAAUGCUGUUUAAGUCUUGCAGUGUAUUUAGAUAGCAUGCUACAACUGUACCUCAGAUAGUGUGUCUCCUAUACAAAUUUAACCUGUUUAUGAUUAUUUAGGGAAGGCAUAAAAGCUAACUACAAAGGCAAAUAUUUUGUGUUGUUAGAGAUUGCCUUUCAAGCUUUAAAACAUGUGUAAGUAUAUCACACCUGGUAACCUGAAUAAGGCAUUUUUCUCAAGGGGGAGCAUAAACAAACGAGAGAAAAAGUUAUAAAAAUAGAACACCUGAUCAGAGGCAAAAUAAUUAAUAUGAGGUACUGUUAAUGAAAUCCUCGGCUUUUUUGUUCAUUUGUAACAACCACAAGUUUGCAACACUUAUAUGUAUAAUAAAUUAUCAUUACAGAAACUUGAAUGAGAUAUAAUAAUUUAAAAAUACCAUAGUUAAUAAUAAUAAUUUCACCUGUGACAAUUUGCCUUACUUGCAGCAUGGUUGCAGGAGCAACAGCAGGUACUCGGCAGAAAUUAUCAGCCUUGACAAGUUCAUCAAGUGACAUGUCAUCAGAUAACAAUGUUGCUGCCAAGGUAUCUGAGCCAUUCCCAUCUCAGAAUGGAAAAGGUGCUUUCAAGGAAGCUGGUACGUGUACUUUGUUUUAAUCAUUAUUAUCAAUAAUAAUUAUUAAAGUCGAACCUCUCUACAACGGCCACCUUGGGGACAGAAGAGAGUGGCCGUUGUGGAGAGGUAGCCAUUGGAGAGAUUGGGGUGUAAUUUGACAAAUUCUUUUUAGCGAGUACAACAAUGAUAUUGUGCUAAGUUAAUGCUUACUGUUGUAUAUCCCAUAAUGUUUAUAAUCUAAUCAUAAAUAUUAUUAUACAUUGUAGUCACUAUCUGUCUUCUCACUGGCUAAGAGCCAACAGCUAAUUUUGGAAAUCAGCACAACCUACAGAUUAGUUUAUCUGCUAGCAGAUAACUACUAAUCUGUAGGUUGGUUGCAGAUGCAAUGCAUGAUUUCCAAUAACAAUACCAAUUCAGGUUCCUUGUGAUGGUGUGUUUGACGUUAUUUUCGUCAAAACAAGUUACAAUAAAACAAUUAUUAGAUUCGGUUUUUGUGAUAUCCUAAAUAUUCAAGGUCUUGUUAACUGUUAUCAGCCUCGGCCUGCGACUCGGCUGAUAACACUUACCUCGACCUUGAUAAUUCCUGAUAUCACAAAAACUUCACCCAAUAACUGUUUAAUAUAUGGAGAAAAUAGUAAUACACAAAAAGAACAUGAAACUUGAAUGAUGUCUUGAAUCAAAAUGAACAAGUUACUUACUUUAGCAUUUAAAUUCAGUUGCCGCAAUUAAUCAUCAACACACCUUAUGGAUCAAAUUUCAUGAUCGUUCUUGACUUUUCCAUCAGUUGAUGAAAAAACUGGCCAAUGUUGAGAGGUUAAUUUUUUGGCAGUUGGAGAAAUGCUUUAGUGGUCGUUGCCGUGGUAGAAAGGUGGCGGUUAGUGGAGGUUCUACUGUUAAAAGUAUUUAAUUUCAAUUAAUUUCAUCCUUUCAGAGCACUAAUGUUAAUUACUUAUAUUACUAUAGUAAUAAUAAGGCUUUACAAGAAGCCUUUACAGUUUAUGUUCUUUAAAUUAUUGGUUUUGAAAGUGAAUAACUGGAAAUUACAGACUGGGGAUUGGAAGGAAGUUUUUAAUCCAAAGGCCUUGCACUGGAUGUGUUGGCUUGGAUAAUCUAAUCUAAUCUAAUCUUGUCUAGAGUGUAUUGUUUUCAUGCAUUUUAUAAAUCUGUAUUAUGUUGCACAUACUUGUACAUGUGUAGCUUGCUAACAGGUUAAUUUUGAGCACUGUUAAUUUUGCAUUGAUGUGUUGGCUUGGAUAAUAUUGUAUGAAGUGGUUGCCUAGCUUGUAUAGUUUUUGUGUAUUUUACAAAGAUUUAACCUGUAUUAUGUGGCACAUUCUUGUGUACAGCUUAACAGCUUCAUUUUGAGCAUAACACUUAAGGUAUAUUACUAAUCAUUAAUAAAUUAAUCUUGCACUGUUUAAAAUUGUUUAUUUGUUCAAUCAGGCUACUCUUUGUAGAUACUAUUUUUUAAAACAGAAAUAAUGUAAACUUUUAGGUAAGAAGGUAGCUGGAGACACUAGUCUGGCAAGGCGACCCCUAAACCUCGCAGCUACACGUCAUUCAAGCUUGCAAACAACAGGGAACAUGGGUUGCAAAAACCAAGAAAGCUCUUCUCUGUGCAGAACUACUGUGAUUUCUGGAGGGACAGUUAAUAAGGAUCAUUUACCAGAGGCUGGUGCACAAAAAUCACAGGUACCCUCACUAGCUUCCCCUUUCAGACAGUAAUUUACAUUUAUUAUGAACCCAAACAGGAUAUUUUCUCUUCCCCUUCUCUUAUAAUAAGUACACCGUUUCAAGAACAUCUUUCCCUCCCCUUCCCCACCCCUGCUGGAACAAAUUAGUUUAUAGUAAACAAUAUUUUUCUAGUUUGUAUUUUUGUCCUCAAAGCCUUAACAUUCUACAUACUUUUCUUUAUAAUCAUUAUUUUUAUAUGCCACUGUACAGUGACUGUGCAUGAUUAAACACAGUAAAUUUGUUUUUGCUUUGGCUAAUAAUUAUUUUAAUUCUCACUACCUUGAAAUUUAUUUUGAUUAUGUAGUGGUAUCACAUAUAUAUAAAGUAAAACUGUUCUAGAUUGUUUUCUAAGCAUAAAAUACAAAAGCGUCUGUCAGAGUGUGUUCAGGAAAACAUGAUGUUUGUUGGUGUUAUUUGAGCAAAUACCAGGUACCAUCAAUGAUUUCACCCUUUUGUCUUCUCUAUAACCAACUGUAGGUGUAUAAACCAAAGGAACAACCAAGAGUUUCUCUGGAACUUCCAAAAACAGUGAGUCCUUUAAAUUCAUUUCAACUGAUCUUUCAUUUCUGAAUUGGUUAGCAAAUAUUUGGUGCAAAUUAAUUAUUACAUGUUAAGGGUUCACCUCUUUUUUUCUGCUUAGGGUCCAACAUUAAGGCUUGUCCAUAACUUUCGGCAUUCGUCACAAGUCCAUGUACAGCAUGUACCACCUAGCAGUAAGACCUUAUCACCACCUAUUGAGGUUAAAAUGAGGUAUGGUGUCAGUAAUAAUAAUAAUAAUAAUAAUAAUAAUAAUAAUAAUUGUAGUGUGUUCUCAUAUUUUGAACCUGUUACCUGCAACACCUGUGAUGGGUGUCACUGAAAAGACAGUAAUACAGUAGCCUGAGAGCAAGCUGUCCAGGUACUCUGGCAGUGGGGCUGGAAAAGGAAGGAGAGCUUGCACUACGUGUCUGGAAUUUAAAUUCCACUGACCUCCAAUUUCCCUGUGGCUCCCUGUCGACUGAGCUGUCAGAUUUCCACGAAUCAGCAAAAAGCAGAAAACAAUGAGCAAGGAUGUAAAUGAACAUUGAAAAACACGUGCCAAGGGCAAUGACAUCAUUACUAAUGUCAUCUCGUCCAAUCAGCAUUUCAAAUAGACUUUUUCGAUGCAGAUACCGUUAAAUUCCGAAAAUAAGCCCCUCCAUGUAUAAGCCCCUCCAAAUAUAAGCCCCCCAAACGGGUAACGCAAAAAAUCCUCCGUUAAAUCGCCCCUCCAAAUAUAAGCCCCCCGCAGGCUUUUACUUGGAAAAUUACCCUCAAAUACAAAGUAAAACAAAGCAAAAAUGGUAAAUUUACUUUCAACUAUAAGGCUAGCCCAAUCAAUUUAGAAAUGCAAAUUUCCCUCCAUAAAUAAGCCCCUCCGAAUACAAGCCCCUCCAAAUAUAAGUCCCUCAAAAAGGGCCUUUGAAAAAUAUAAGCCCUGGGGCUUAUUUUCGGAAUUAUACGGUAUUCAAAUUCAAGAGACGCAGUAAAAGCAAGCUUAGCUCUCUUUCCUUUUCCUGCCCUGCUGCCAUAGCACCCCUGACAGCUUGCUCACAGGCUAGUGAUACAGCUGUGAAAUGAGCUUUCCAACACAAUGAGUGCUUGGCCUGCUGUUCAUGUGCUGCUGCAGGGGCGGAUCUAGGGGGAGGGUACAGGGGGUGCGUACCCCCCUCCCCCCCGGUGUGUGCUACCAAAAAGGUGUCUUAUGAAUGGAAGGCUUCAGCUCAAGACUCAAAUGAAUUUCAUUUCUUUGUAACUAUAAAAAAAUCAAGUAACAAAGUCUGAGAAGUAAAUGGUUACUGCAUGAAAAAAAUGAUUGCAAAUCAAUAUUAGACUUAGAAGUACUGCAGGUCGGAAUACAGUGUAAAUACGUCACUAGGGUAUAAGUUUUAGGAGACCUGACUGUCAGCUUAUUUAGUGCUUUUAUUUUCAGCACUGUGGAUGUCCACAAGCAAUUUAUUGGUUUCCAAAGAGGCAAAGCAAGCACAGUGACAAAAUGUCAGAGUGAUGAAGAGAAGAAAAAGAAAAUUAUACGACAGCGGAGAAAAAAUGGGCGGAAAAAAGGUGACUAUGUGUAGUAGCUAUUGAUGUACAGAAGAGUCCCCACUUUUAUGUUGGGCAACUAAGGAUUACCAUUAACGUUUACAUUCAUCAGUCAAAUCACCAAAAGACCCAAACUAUUGGGGUAAAUAAAAAGCACAAAAAAUAAGAAAAUGUACUCAUUCAGAUCACACAAAAUUUAUUUGCUUUGAGUUACACUGUCCAUCACUGAAGUGUAUGGAAGGUGGGAACCAUAUCAGUCAUCUAAAGGAGUCUGAAACCUUUGUGAAAAGUUUCUGUUUAAAGAGUCGACUGAGAGUGUGCAAAUUAUUUUUAGUAUAAUGUCAUACUGCUAAAGGAAAUUGAAUUAUGUAAGUAAAAUAAUGCUCAUUCCAUGUCUAUAGGUGUCUGUUUUAGGAAAGUUUGUCUGUUGUUAAAAAGAAAGAGUUGACCGUGGUUAAUAUACAGUACUUGCCAUACUGAAAGUUAUAAUAAUAAAAUAAAAUGUUAAUCAUGCCAUGCAGAUCCAGUACCUAGUGCACUCACAAGGUGACUCAUUUCCUUCCUUAGAAAUCUGUAGUUUAUUGCAUGAUAGAUUGUAGGUAUUGGUGAAGAAAAUUUGCAUUUUAGGUUUGAUUUUUAUCACUUCAUUCCACUCACACUGUAGCUGUAAAUUGUUCUUCAGGUUAACUUGGAUAAUUGUGAAAGUUUUGGCUGUUGUUAAUAAUAACAUAAAAUUUCACUUGAAAUACAUUGUUUCGGUUUCAGAAAAGACUGAAGAAUCGUCAACUGUAUACAAUGAGUCACAACCUGUGCAAAUCACUUUACCAGGAAGGUACUGGAUUAAUAAUUAUUAAUUAAUUAAUUAUUCAUUUAUGUUAUACUCUAGUCGUUAAAAAUGCAAAUUUUUAUAUAUUUGUGUUCAUUUUACCAUCAAUGAAUCCCAGAAAAAGGUGAGCACCAGAGGUAUUUUGGGAAUGUUAUUGUCUUGCAAGGAAAAAUCCAAUUAUGUGUGAGAAAACUUAGCUGCAAGCAACAAGAUUGUAGAUUUUUAGAUUGCUUGCAUAUACUGAUCUUUGCUGUCUUUGACAUACCACAAUAAACAUUCCUGAAAUUUAUGUGUUCACAGUUUUCUGCAUUUGACAGUGAGUAUGUUAUUUUAUUUUUUUACCAGAAGGCCACAAGUACCUCUGAUUUCACAUCUAUAUGUUUUUAGCACUGUUGUGUUCUUUGAUCGCACUUUUUGUGUUUUGUUUCUAAGGCCAGUUGAAGAGGAGGUUACAAAUGUUAAGUCAUCAAAAGAUGAAGAAGGUUUCAAGGGCAAGGGCCCCCAGUUAUUACGGAAAAAUAGUUCCAAGAACUUGGUAAGUAACUUUUAGAUCUAUACAUUAGUUAAAUGCUGUGAUAAACACACUUUCCUGAAUGUAUGAAAAUAUGUCCAUCCCACAAGUUCUACAUGUAGCAGACAAGUGCCCCUCCUUCUCUCAUACUGUCUUAAAUAGGGAACUCUUUUUUUUUGUCACUUCAACACUAUAUAUUACAAUUUGUACAGUUUUAAUGUUGAUUACACUGGCACGCUAGUAUACUCUUUUGAAUAACACCUCCCCUUUUGGCCGAAAGUGAAAACACAGUUAAGUGCUAACAUGUUUAACAUGCUUUAUCUUAGUUUGUACCUUUCUCAGAAAAGUCAUUGUCACUUAAUUGGUAUAAAUUAAAAUAACGCAGUACGUUGCGUUGAGUAUUUUCAUUGCCAAAAUAUAUUUUGUCAUAUUGUAAUAUGUAAAGAAACUGUUCAUAACAAUCAAUUAGUCCUUUUGUGUCAUUUUAUAGAUAAGUUGCAGCAUGAUGUCCUGUGAAGUAGUUGACAUUAAAGAGCUGCCACACACACCACCUCAGUCGAGCAGUAGCACAGCUCCUUUGCAACUCUGGAACAACAUGUCUGUUAGCUAAUGUAGCAUCACCAUCUUUAUUUAUUAUAACUGCAUUUUCAUCUCAGAAUUCCAAACAUUAACAUUCACGAACAGAUCACAGAAUUUUAAAUAAUCAUUUUUUAGUGUAUUGUGGGUGUGUUGACUCAUUAAUUUAACUUCUGAAACUAAAGAGGUUCUUAAAUUUACAUUCUCAUAAAAGUAGAUAUCAUUAUUUGUUUUAAGGAAAAGACAGAUACGUUAAACGUGAUUUUAUAUAUAUAUCAUUAACAUAUUAUUUAUUCAUUUUUAAAAGAAACUAUGGAAAAACUAAAGAGUUCUUUUAAGACUGUAGUGGCUUUAAAAAAUGCAUUUAUGCCCUAUUUGUACAAGUAUGGUGACUACCAGUAAUUAAUAUAUUUAUCAUCUGGUUAUUUUUUGUGGUGUUUGUGUUUUAAAUGAAUUUUUUAUUUAGUAACUUAAUAAAAUUUCCUUUUAUUACAAGACAUUUGUUUCUGUAUCUUUGUGUGAUGUGUACAUAACUCUCUG
This is a messenger RNA of Porites lobata, 53045 nucleotides long. Lineage: Eukaryota; Metazoa; Cnidaria; Anthozoa; Scleractinia; Poritidae. The record is from the annotation of a GenBank genome assembly.